GCGGCUGCGGCUGAUGACGUUCGGUGGUUUCGGUGUGAAUGGGGGCUGGGAGCGGUAAACAUGUCAAUGCAAGGGAUGGAGGAGCCCGAGGAGUUACUGAAUCCCUCCCGGGACCUUCCCUGGGACCGCUUCUCCGCCUGGCUGCACUGUAUCUGCGUGGUGGGCUUUGACCUGGAGCUGGGCCAGACCGUGGAGGUGAGUGUGUGAGUGAGGGAGGGGGUAACAGUGGGACCUGCACAGUGAUUAUCGGUGGGUGAGCCUGGCAGUAAGUGGUCCUUUCCAUGUGAUGGCUGUGAAUCCUGCUAUAGCCUACACUGACAUAGAGGGACCCUAACAACAGCCCCCCCAGUUGACAGUGGUCCCCUCCUUUAUACCAAAAUCCCACCCUACAGGAGGGCCCUCUGAAAUCUAUUAUAGGUCUCCCUGCAGAUUAGACCCCCUCCUAUCCCCCCAACCAUCCAAAUAUAUCUCAAAUUACAUAUGAAGAGGGUAAACUUCAACUAAGUGGCUUAGAGCCCUGUAGGCUAUUUUUUGUAAAGGCUAUCAGUCCUUCAAAUAUCAAUAAAAACCCUUCAAUGAAGGUGCUUCUUAGUCUCUUUGGUAGCUAUUACAGUUAGGAGAUGCAUUUAUUACAGGGGGCAUUAAUUUUUACAUUCUAUGUGUGUUUCUCCAUUGCCCAUUACAUUACAGUUUUAUGUAUCUAGGCAUCUUGCUGUUGUGAUUUACUUGACCUGUGACAAUUUUAUAAUCUGGUCAAUAGUUCCCCUCUUUAGGUUUUUGCUAUUUGUUAGUACCUUGUAUCGAUAGAUCUAUCAAGAGCACAUGAUAGAAUGUGCUGAAUAGAACGUAGCAAAAGUGCUUUCUUGGAUAAUUAAUCAUGGGAUUGAUUUUUUUUUUUUAGUUAAAUUAAGUAAAAUAAAUAACAUGAAAUGUCUUUUUAGUUUCCUAGGAUUUAACCCCUACCAAUGUCAUGUGUUUCCUGACAGAUUUCAAGCCGAAAUCAAACCUACACCAGUGAUUACUAACCUGUAUGCUAGCAGAGCAUAAAACAAUAUGUAGUGCCAAAGUGGAACAUUUACUAAUCUUAAUACUAGACACAUUUAUUUGUUGGAGCUUUAUAAAUAAUAAUCAUUUAUACUCCCUACGUGUACAGAAAUGCUCAUCUCGUCUGCUAGCAGACAAGUUUUCUUCUCUUAAAUGAUGAAUGGUUAAUGUAACCAUAAUUUGUUUGUUCACAUUUACAGUAUUGACUUGUUACGUAGUAAAUGAAAAUAAAUGUCGUUUAGGAAUUGUAGCUGAAAUGUAUUGUUUUGCAUUUUUAUUAAUAACUGGACGUCAGUAACAUACAACUGCAUUAUUUCAGCAGUUUAUAAACAUCAUCUGUACACACUGUGUAAUUAAUACACAGUGUGUUGUGGACUUUCUAAGUACAGGCCAAAAGGUGACAAACAAGCUAAACAUCUACUAAUUUUCCUUAAACUUUUUCAAGCUGUUUCUCAAUUUACCUAUAUUUUUUACCAUUCAGAAAAAUAAAGAUCUAGGAUUACCUUCCUCCAAAGAAUGUAAAUAUGAAUACAAUGCAGUUUACUAUAAUUUACUUUUUGAUAUGUUUGACUUAUUAGCGAGAAUAAUAAAUGUAAUUAAUUUGUUUUUUCUUUAACCGUCUCUCUUUUAAUUUUCUGCUAUUGUUUUGAAGUCAAAAGAUGUUGGUAGUUUUAGGCCAUUAGUAUCUGGGUACUAGCUCUUUAAGCAAUUUUCCAGACUAUUGCAAUUUAUUUUGAUGGCAUAGGACUUUGUGCACGUCACAUUUUGAUUUUGCUGUAAUAAAAGUAUAUGACCUAGCGCUGGGCACAGUAUACAUUUUUCUUAAGCACAGCAGUACCACUUACUACCAUGACACUUAGCCAGACUACUAAUGUUCAGUGCUACGCGCUUCCUGAUUUGCCCUGAGACUCCUUACUAAUAUUAAUUAUUCAUGUGUUCCUACUGCUGCCCAGUUAUCCUAGCUUGCUUGCUAACGUAGUACUCAAUCCGUGAUCUAACUAGUUACUUUCAUUGUGCUCCACUCUUGUUUACUUCGUUUGUUUCUCUAAAACAACAACAAAUAAAUAAAUGAGGCAGUCCUACUUAGGCGUUUGUUACUAUACAUUAUACCUACUAUCUUGCAAUAUUUAUGAUUGAUAUGACUCCUUACUUUUCUUUCUGUAAUGUGACUUCAAUGCCUUAACAAAACAAAGAUUGACUAAAAAAAAAAAAAAAAAACUAUUUGACAAUCGAGUUGAUCCAUAUUGUUAUGUACAGGGUUUACACUAUUUCUGCUUUCUAUACUGUGUAUUGUAAUGCAUUUAAGUGAUGAUGAGACACAAAGAGCAUCUUUUUAUGUAAUAGUUUGUUAAAAGAACACUCUAAGUAGCGCCAUAACCACUACAGCUUACCUGGGAGUCCGCUGGUUUCCACCUCCCCUGGAAUAAACCCAUGGUAGUACAAAUUAGUUCUGCCCAUUUGUAUACUGUGUUAUUAAUUGAUUGCCUUGGAAAUGCUGCAGUGUAAUGCUGUUGCAUACCAACCUUUGUGUUAAACAUGUCUCCAGAUUUACUGACACUGCAGAAGUCGGUACAAAUCAGUUAAUUAGUUUCGCAAGCCAGGUGUUUUUAUAAACUUCACAAUAAUUUGACUGUAAAGGGUUUAUUAUUCAGUAAACUGUUUAAUAACGCAUUGAUCAUCAAAUCUGUUAAAACGUAUGCCAAAAUUAUGUAGAUGGAACGAUUUUUCACUUUGCAUGUAUCUUGCAUAUUCAGUUUUGAAUUCACAGAUCAAUAACCAAAUCUACCUAUGCUGCAGCUUUAAAGCAGCCCUGUCACACUGAAAAUUGAGUACUUCGUUAAGAUUCCAACCCAGUCAGGAGAUAUACAGAGACAAAGUUGGGACUACUUAGUCUCUGUAUUUCCCCUCUGCCUGACUUUCUUAGACUCAAGGCGGAGUCUAAGAGUCAACCCCAAAGCCGUCACCAGUGACGGCUGCAGGGAAUUGGCUGUGUUUAUGGAGGAUCCUACUGUCUCACGUAGACCUCACAACUGCUCCUGGCUCUUGUUGAAGAGGACCAGCACAAGCAAGGUGGUGGCGCCCGCUAGGGACAGAUUCAGAUAAUCUCAACUUUACAUGCCCCUGGCCACCAUGCCCCGAGCAGCAAUGUCACUGCAAAUUGAGCAAAGUCCCCAGAUAAUGACAGCGCUUCUUUGAAGGGACACUAUAGUCACCACAACCACUACAAUGUAGUGGUUCUGGUGUCUAUAGUAUGCCUUUGCAGGCUCAGCUGGAUUGUAAGAGAAAGGCAGUGUUCACAUUGCUGGCUAGUAAAACCUACAUUGCUGUCUAGUAACACCUCUAGGAGCAGUUACUCCGACGCUCACUGUUUUAUGUUCAGUUAUGAAGUCUUCCUUAUUUUCUUAUGCAUGCCGGAGAUAAUGCACUAACAAAAUAAAUCUAUAAAUCAGGCAAACUUUGCAAAUGUCCAAAGGGCAGUGAUGGUCAUGGGCUGAGACAGACAGGGGAAAUCAAAGGAUCUCUCCUGCUGACUCAUUUAUGGCACUGAGCCAAAAGAGGCUGUUGGAGAUUGUCAUCUUCAGUGAGCCCUAAUGUCAGAGGUACUUCCUAGUUCAGUGUGUAGCACUUGUGUUCAGUGUCUCCAUGCUACCUAUAGGAGUGGGGCCGGAGCCGGUCAAGGAGUAUGUUGUCAGCAAUGGUUUUUCUGUCUGACCCUUCACAGAGUGAUUCCACUGGUUAGCACUUCAGUGUUCUGAAAUUAUCAAAGAUCACCAGAACAACAGAGGCUACAUGGCUCUCUUUCCCUGGCAUUAUGGUUCACUGAAGGUAACUUAAAGGGACACUAUAGUCACCAGAACAACAGCUUAAUGUAGUGGUUCUGGUGUCUAUACCCUGUACAUUUUUUCAAUGUACAUUGCUGUCUUGGGACACCUCUAGUGAAAGUCACUCAGACGGCCACUAGAGGUGCUUUCUAGGUCAGUGCUGCACAAUGAACAGCACUGGUGUUCAGAGUCUAUAUGCUUCAAAAUGGAGAUGCUGUUUGGUGCAGCGUGACGUUUUGCUGCGCAUGCCCGAUAGCCUCCCAAUGCUUUCCUAUGGGAAAGCAUUGGAUUGGCUGAUAUCAUCAAGCUUGAUGAUCUCAGCCAAGGGGGCAGUGCCGGCCACAGCCAGAUCCACUUGGCGCUUAAAAAAAGAAAAAAAAAGAAAAGGGGAGUAAAUCACCUUUUUAACUUGAUGUAAGGGGAGCCGGUGGACUGAACAGCUAUUUAAUACUUUAGUGUCAGUAAUACAUGUUUGUAUUCCUAAAAUUAUAGUGUUUCUUUAAUCUCAAACCAGCUCAUCAGUGCUCAUCAUGUUUGUAUUCCUAAAAUUAUAGUGUUUCUUUAAUCUCAAACCAGCUCAUCAGUGCCAUUGAUGGGCCGGCAGGAGAAAUACUUUAAAGUCCCCUGUCGGUCUCAGCCCAUGGUCACCCCUGCCCAUUGAGGAUUUGCACAGUUUGCCCGAUGGCCAGUUUGGGUGUGAGAGAGAGAGAGAGAGAGAGAGAGAGAAUAUUUAUUUUGUUAAUGCAUUAUCUCUCCGAGAUUCAUACAAAUAUAAGGAAGCCAACUUCAUCAUCUAACAUAAAGUAUAGAAUUUUUUUUAUGUAGGUGUAUUCUUAAAUUGAAACACAUCCAUUCUGUUUUAUUAACCUGUGAGAGCCAUCAGUUGUAUAAUAUGCAUUCUGCUAGCCAGCGACUUUAAUAGUGAAGGUGUUUAGUUUAGAGAAAAACCAAACUGCCCUAUUUAGCAUGCUUGGCAUGCAGUCUUUUUGUUUGCCUAGGUGCCUGUGAUAUAUUACAAUUAGUAAACUGUAUUAAUCACAGCCGACAGAUUGAAAUUGAACUUGUGUGUUGCAUGAUUUUCCUGGGUAUAAAAUUUGCUAAGAAUCAUGAAUUAUUAAGUAGCCAUUGAUUUCUGUUCAAGGUUCCCCUUGGUGUCUGGUUUAAUGUUAGCAGACAUUGUUGUUGUCAGGAUUCUAUGGACACCCCAUGAUUGAAGUCCUAUGUCUGCAGACAAAUGGUGCUGUAGAAUUUCAGACUUCAAUUAAUUACGCAAUCUGGCCAAUCACAUUGGAAAACCAAAGGGUGAUUUACAGCCCUUAAUGUGCUCCCUAAAGAGGCUCAGCAUCUGCCAUAGCCUUUGUGGGGCUUUUCUUUAUGGCUAGGGUUACCACAUUAACCAUUUUAAGUGGGACGCUUAUAAAUACUGCAGAUGAUGUGUCCGUGCUUAAAGAUGCUCUCUGGCGAUGUGUGUAAUUUAAAUUGCUCCCAUUUUAAAAAUUAAGUAUCCACCCUGACUUCAUUUAGACUGCAUGUACCAAUUAUUACUGGGCAGUACUUAGCCUUGAUCAAUGAACGCAAAAUUAUUUUUUAUUUAUUUAUUUAUAAAUUAGGAGAGGUCAGGCAUCCCUACAUAGACUAUUACUUUUUAUAUAUAUAUAUAGGGUUCAAAUCAUUAUCAAUAUAAAUUAACAGUCUCAAUCAUUAAAAUGAUCACUUAUUACUAAAAUGCUCCUUACAUACAGGGAUGUUGUGAAAAAAGGUAGUUUUCUGUUUCUCUCCUGGCUGUGAUUAGCAAAAAGUUGAUAAAGUUAUAAGCUCACCCAUUCAGUGAUUGUUGUCACAGCUUUAUGUCCUAUUUUUCUGUCCAAAAUGAGUAUUCAUUAUACAGAUUCCCACCUCCCGUGAAGGUAAUUUACAGUGUUAAAGGGGAACUGUCACUUUUGAAAUUAAACUGGUGGCAUCUCAUCUACACAAAUGCAUAAAAACAAAACAAAAAAAACCCUAUUUUUAUUUAAAUAACUUACUGUCUUAUUAGCCACUGUCGCAUAAACUGAUGCUCUCAGCCUAUCCUCUGCACCCAGUCCAAAGCUUCCUGAUUGAAGCCUCGGACUGGAUAUUAAGUGAAGGGGCAGAACUGACUGGCAAUUAAUCUAAUAUUUUGGGAUUAAGCCGUACGUUCGAGGUUAACUACUUCAGGUAAACUGUUGCACGGGACUUCCAUGCACCAUAACAUCUCAUUGCAAUAAAGUUAUUAGAUCGGUUGUUGGUUAUGCAUGGAGUGAUCCUUUUAACCAUUUUUUUUUUUUUUUUUCAUGUGAUGUUCCAUUUUCUUCUUAAAUUUAAAGAGACACUCCAGACACCAAAACAACUUCAUCUAAAUGAAAUUGCCAGGAGGCCCCUGGGGCCACUCUUACCUCAAGGGGUUAAACAGUUCUCAAACAGUUUAACACCUAAGUUGCAUCGAGCGGUGAUGUACGCUCCCCCCACCCCCCUUCUCGGGCCCAUCCGGUUUCUGAAAUUUCACUUAUAGUAAGCACAGAGUGCUACUGGGUUGGGACACCGCUGCUUGUCUGAGAGCAGUCAGCGGAUGCUCUCAGCCAAUUAGUUUCUCCCCAUUCACAAAACUGGCUUGGAAAAGGGACAUUUCUUUCCAAACCAGUUUUGUGAAUGGGGAGUUACCCAGCAAGUAUAACCAUAUAGUUUGGAAUAUACCAGAAAUUGUGAUUUAUUUAUUUAUUUCCAGUUUAGCGUUCAUUUUUGCGAAUUCUUAGGGUCAGUCAGUAAAUCAGGAAAUGUUUAGCAUUGAAUAGGAAUGUGCACAUUUUAGGCCAAAAAAGCCUAACUAUUCAACUUCAACAACAAUUUUUGGGUUAAAUAUUGCCGUUGUAUGGUUUGUUUGGUACAUAUGUACCACAAUUUCAGAGAUAUAAAUGUGAUUUUUUUUUUUUUUUUUUUUAAAUCUGUCUAAUUUAACCAACUAACUACUAAUGUCUUGCAAUUGGCCAAACCACUGACACACAUGAGGUUAAAUCUAAUAAUGUUAGCAGGUUAUCGUUUAUUGCUUGACUGAUCUUCUUUUCUUCAUUAUUCGGGCAUUUCUCAGUAUAGUGAAAAGAAAGUCAUGUUUAUUUUACACGGCAUGUAGCAGUACGGCCGCUGUUUCAUAGAAUAAAUAUUGGUGGUUCCAUUCACAGACCGGAGACGUGGCCAUAUUUUGCUGCAUGUUAUGCUGCAAUAUGAAACUGUAAACCAUUCCUCUUUCAGUCUGUGAUAAUACAAUCAGGUUAUUAACCCCAGUAAUCCAAUUUAUUGGUUAAUAUACUUAUUGAUUUGAUACUUUCUAACGUCACUGCCUGAAUAUCAUACAAAGUACAAGGUUUACCAUGCUGAAGAUAACCCACCAUCUGUAUUUUAUAUAUUUUUUGCACAAUUAGAUCGCAUUACAUAUGAAAAUGUUCUUCUUUGUCGCACCAGAGUCAUAACUAAGAACAGGAAUCUUGUGAAAAGUUGCUUACUGCAUUCACAAAACCUCAACAGUUAUUUAUUUCUUAAUGUUUUUGAAGUUUCGAUUGAAAAAGUCAUUUAAAAAAAAAAAAAAAACACAAUUUUUAAAAAUUUUGAGUAUUGACGUGACUAUUCGCCUACAUCUCUGCUUGGAAAAGUUAUUUACGAACGUGAGAAUUGUUGGGAAUUCAAAAUAAAUUCCAAAUUUUAUACAAAAAUAGCCAAACCGAAAACUAUAUUUGGCCUGAAGACUUUUUCCACCUAAGCUACUUUGACCUACAAUUUGACUUUCACUUUGAAAUCCCCACAUUCCCUUGUGUAGUUAAUAAGCCUUUCACAGUUUUAGUUCUGAGUCAUCAAUGUGUUCCACUUGGGCAAACUUGAGAAAUAGAUGACAUUGCUGAAUGUGGGCAAUGCUCAGGGUGUUCAGCUGCUUAAUUUCAAGAUUGUACCAAUCCAGUUUCAUUGCAUUCCUACAAUAAUUCCCUAGGUAUAUCUGCAAAGCUACUGAAAAUGGUUAUGUAAACAAUGCUGAUGUAGGUUUUACAGCAGACCUAUGUUAUGUAAGAUCCAUUAAACAAACACAAGUGAUAUAACAAGGGGACAAGAUAAUCCGUUUGGAUGAACCCAAAUGAACUAGACAAAUUUCCAUGGCAGCUCAUCGCUGGGAAGAAAAUUGGAAUUCUUCCUUGGAGAUCUAGAAUACACUUUUCUCCUUGGUGCUAAGUCAGCAGAUUGUUCUGAUUUGUUCUUAACAGGGAGAGGGCGAAAGUGAAAUCUGAGUUGCUAGGAUAAUUGCUGCUGUGUCAAAAGUGCAAGCUAUACAUGGCAAAUACUCGUAUUAUGGAGACAGUAUAGAGUUUUAAAGUGACUUUUAAAGAAAGUUUUUUCCAUUUUUUUUAAACUCUCCCCCCUUCCAAAAUUAACAAAAUAAGAAAAUAGUAGAAUGGUUUCCUUUGUCUGGUACUAGAGAUAUAGAGAUGGACUUAAAGUAUAAAUUAAAUUUAAAACUCAUGGUUUUUCCCACUAUUUAUUUUUCUUUUUUUUUUAAUAUAGUCAUGUGAUUGAAUAUAAUAUUUUAAAUUUUAUUAAAAAAAAAAAAUGUUUAAUACGUUGACAUGGCCGCUGUGGUUCUUUAGAAAAGGGGAUAAAGUAUGAUUUAAAAAAAUAAAAAAAAAUGCAUCAAAAUAUCUUUAGCUUAAUGUGGCAGUUUUAGUAUUAAGAUCAUGCCGCUUAUGCGUUAAAUCACUUUUGUUUCUGACAAUGCAGCUCUAGCCACAUUGGCUGUGACUUGCAUAGCCUGCAUAAAAAAAGGUUUUAUUUUCAAUCAGAUGUCUACUUGCUUUAGACAUUUUAUCUCCUGCUUUGUUGAACUUUAAUCAAACACAGGGGGCUUCUGCAGGAUCCAGAAGGCUAUUAACAGAAUGGGAGAUAAGAAAUUCUACAAUAAACAGAAUGUACAAAGUGUUUAGGAAAGCUGUAGAAGUCACAUGUAUCGAGGUUUGAUUAGGGCUGCAUAAGAAAAGUGAUUUAAAUCCUAAAUGGCAGAGAAUUGAGCAGUGAGACUACAGUGACAUGAUCUAUACCACAAAGCUGCUUCAUUAACCUAAACUUAUGUUGGUGACGAUACUGUCCAUUUUAAUGCAAAAAGAAAUUCAAUUGAUGACUUGUUUGCUAAUUUCAUUCUUUUUACUUUCCCCCUGCCUAGGCGUUAUUUCCUCCAAAUGCUAAACUAACAGAUAAAGAGGUAAGUGAAGCACACAUCAAGCAUGAGACACAAUGCCGUUGUGACAAUGAUUCUUUACCUGAAUGGGCUUUAAUAAUCAUAUGAAUUAUAAGUAAUAAUAUAGAACAUAUGAUCUACUGUAGCAACAUAAACCUAAAUAAUACACUUUCAUUAUGAAAGUCUGAUAUUAAGGUUUAUGUUGCCUGAGCAGAUCAUGUUUGCAAACAUUGUACUGCAUGGUAUGAGAGAUCCUAAUUCAUGCAUUAUUCUUUGAAAUGCAUAGUUUGACUUCGUGUCUUUACGCCUCUAUUAAUGCUGAUGGAGAGUUGUAAGCUCCUAAGCAGGACCUUCUGUUAGUUCUAGUCUCCCUUACCUAAUGAGUUAUGCUUUGCAUUGCAGAGCUUAGCUCAAAGAGCGUCCGGUUUCCCAUCGGCAGCAGUGGAGACAGGGAGGAGGACACAAGUUAAACCGUUAAUGUGGGGGACAGGGGCGACUGGGAUCUCCUGACAUCAUGUCCACUACUGAGUGCUCUACUGAGGCUCCCUUUUGUGAUGUAAUUGGAGAUGGCUACAAUUUGUUUUGCCUUCUGUUGGAUCAAAUGCAUAAAAGAAUUUUCUUCAUGGUAAUACUUUUUUCCAACCUAGACAACUAUGUAACUGUGUAAUUUUUGUUUUGGUGUUUGUGUUUUUUUUUUUUUAUUAUCUUUAUUUACUUUUAAUAGUUUAUAUGUAAAAAUGUUUAUAUUCAUGUAAUCGCUGAAUUGUCUGUUUAAUCCUAUAGCCUCAUGAAUGCUGUUGAAAUAUUUAAAGAGGUACACAACUGUAGCAUCUGGUCUCCUGUAAGCUGUAUAAUAUGGCACAUUUUAGAGGACAGACAGAUGAUUGGAAGAUUCAGUUUUCCAUUUAAUCCUGUUCCUUUAUUUAUAUUUAUUUUUGCAGAAAACCAGUAUCUGUUAUCUUUCCUUCCCAGACUCAAAUUCAGGUAAUAAAAUCUAUGUAUACUGUUUUAUUUUAAACAAACGUGUACUGAGACAGGUUUAUAUUUAAUUUUAAAAAUGCAUACAACAGGACCCAUUGUACUUGAAGGAGGUUAAUACUUUAAGAUCUAAUAGCACUUGUGUUAACUCAAGGGCGGUUUAAAUAAUAUUUUAAAAAGUUGAAAGUACAGAGGCCAAUUGCAUAGUUUGGUGAGCCAGACUCCCUUUUUAAUAGCCAGGAUCGAGUUUUUAUCCUUAAAGGACCACUCUAGGCACCCAGACCACUUCAGCUUAAUGAAGUGGUCUGGGUGCCAGGUCAUUCUAGGGUUAACCCAUUUUUUUAUAAACAUAGCAGUUUCAGAGAAACUGCUAUGUUUAUGAAUGGGUUAAGCCUUCCCCCUAAUCCUCUAGUGGCUGUCUCAUUGACAGCCACUAGAGGCGCUUGCGUGCUUCUCACUGUGAUUUUCACGGUGAGAGCACGCAAGCGUCCAUAGGAAAGCAUUGUAAAUGCUUUCCUAUGCGACGGGCUGAAUGCGCGCGCAGCUCUUGCCGCGCGUGCGCAUUCAGCCCAGGAGGAGGAACGGAGGAGGAGAGAAGGAGGAGAGCUCUCCGCCCAGCGCUGGAGAAAGGUAAGUUUUUAACCCUUUCCCCCUUCCAGAGCCGGGCGGGAGGGGGUCCCUGAGGGUGGGGGCACCCUCAGGGCACUAUAGUGCCAGGAAAACGAGUAUGUUUUCCUGGCACUAUAGUGGUCCUUUAAUGAUUUUCCACAAAACAAUCGAGCUGCAACCUUGAAAUUGGAUAUUUCCUAGUCCGUUGUAACUCCAUGCUGAACAAGUUUAUAAAUUUUGUUUUAAUUUAAUUUUUUUACUUGUUUAAACAGUUCUGUCUGUGCCUUUAACCAUUAAUUACCAUUGUGCCAAGUGUAGUGUUACAUCCUCUAACUUGCACGCAUCAUGAAAUGCCACCCAUAACAUUGGGGGCACGUGCAAUUGUUGUAAUUCAUUGCAAACUUUGUACUUGCUUCUACUUCAGUGCUGAUGUUCCCUUAGAUACAAUAUUAAAUGUUGAAUUAACUUUAUAUACAUAUUUGAUGACAGUACAAAGUAACCCCCUUGUCAUAUUUACAAAGAGGUGGCAUGCAUUGGUGGGACUAAAACUUGUAUUUUUAAUCUCCCUCCCAGGUUGUCUUGGAGACACUCAGUUCUGCUUCAGAUUUCGUCAGUCGGCAGGCAGGAAAUCAUCCCUGCACUGUGUUCUCGAUCAGACAGACAGAGAUUCACCUGUUUAUUUAAAGGUCUGUCUGUUAGCUUCAAACUGCACUAAUGUACACUCUUUAAUUUCCUUUGCAAAAAAAACUUACUUUAUAGCAGCUUCAAAUCAUAUUGGAGCAGACGAAAAUAAGAUAAUUUGAUUUAAUUGUACAUUUAUAAAUGAUGUGAAAAUCCUGUGAUUGGUUAGAUGUUGCUGUUGUAGAUUCAAACCUAAGUCACAUUAUUAGUUUGGUAACAUUGUAAAAUUAUUCAAAGCAAGUAGUUUUUAUUUACUUGCAAUAUACCUAAGAAAAACUACGGACAAUUUAUUUAUUUUUUAAACUUGAUCUUUGGAAAUGGAUGGAGCAUAAACACGGUUCAUUCAGAGCUGUAAUGGUCCAAAUCCAUCACAGAAUCCCACGAAAGUGCAAACUGCAGACAUUAACAAAGGGGAACAAAAUGGAACUCCUGCAGAAGGAAUGAAAAGAUAGUAAAUAUACAUUAAGACAGGGGUGAAAAGGGAGCUUUUUAUGUCCUGAUGAAAGUUCACAGGAUGAACCGAAGCAUUGACUAUAUAGGUAUUAUGCUAUAAUAAAGGAAAUACUGCAGCACUCUGAACUGGAAUAUUUUUUUUGUCUGUUAGUAUGUUAAUAUACCUUUGUGAUAUUUGUUUGGUGUUAUGCUUUUCUUUUUGCUUGAAUUGUUACUAGAUUUCCUGGGCAUAGUAUCAACCUGAGAUACUCUGUACUUGCUUGUGAUCUAAUGCGAUCAUUUUUUAUUUUAUUUUUUGUAUGCAAAAUGUUCGGAAAUAUAUAUAUUUUUUUGUCUUGGGAACAUAACACAGACACACACACACACAAUUAUAUACAUAUUUAUUUUGUUUUAAUACAUUUGUAUCUUAUUAUUUUUGCAGAAAGAUCCAGCCUGUUUUUAUGGUUACGUCUAUUUUCGACAGGUCAGAGACAAGACUUUAAAAAGGGGCUAUUUUCAAAAGGUAAUUUAUAGUAUAAAAUCUGUGUUAAGCCUGCUUCUUUCUUGCUCUGUACUCCAUUAACCUACCCUCACCUUCUCUGUCUUAGAGCCCUGCCAGGGGAAUUACAGGCAUCAGAUCAGAACCAAGUUUUCCUUCUAGAUACCUUUUCUGAUGCCUGCGAUUUCAGAGAAGAAAGGAAACCAAACAUUAUAAGUGCUUGUUAACAUUCGUGUACCUAGAAUUCUAUGCAGAGUUUUUGUCUGGAGUUCAGUAAUCGGGAACAUAUUACUGGAUCUUUAAGAUCCCACAUAUACAGGGCAACUGCAAAGUUUUAAGUAUAUUUCGAGUAGGUAUAAUAUUCUUUUAGCUUUUCUGACCAGCCAUCUCACACACCGAGCAAACAUGUUGCCUUUGGUGGCAUUUGCAAAUUUGCUGCUGUUUUAGAUAUAUUGAAUAAACAUGCUCAGCUAUAUGUACCUGAAGGCACAUAAUGAGAAUUGAACCAAACUAUCCUUUUAGAUAUUAUGACUUGUGUUCAUAUACAUACCUUUUGUCAUGUUGGUUGCAAUACUUAUGUUAUUUUAGCUAUGUCCUGUAUUUCUCUUUAUAACUUCAUUGUUUUUCCGUUCUCUUUUUUCACUUAGUCCCUAGUUUUGAUCAGCAAACUUCCAUACAUCAAUUUUUUCCACACUGUGCUGAAGCAGAUCGCUCCUGAGUAUUUUGAGAGAAGUGAUCCCUGCUUAGAAGCAGGUAAGGAACAAUUGCAUUUCGCAGGCAGCUUGAGUGUUUGUGCCACAUGUAUUGCAUCGAGCUUGCCUGUGCAUAUCACAAAAACUCUCUACAUGUAGCUUUCAGAAGAUUAAAUGAUAGGAAGGAUUUGUCUACAUGUUUUUUGUUUUUUUUUGGUUGGAACAACCCUGUAACUGCAUCCUAAGAAUAUUUUUCAUUAUGUUUACAUUGUUUCUGGUACUGUUUGCAAACACUAACCCUUAUCUUUCAUGUUGGGUGCUUUCAGUUUAUGGAUUUAACCACUCUUCCCAUCCUUAUACAAAUCCAUGUGUUGUCAGGCUUAACAUGUGUUCAGUCCUUAAAGGGGUUAAACACACAAUUUUACAACUAAACUAUAGGUAUCCACAACAGAACACUUUUACGUAAAACGUGGAUCCUUUAUUUGCAAAUAGAAUAUUAUUACAAAGUUAUCUCACAAAUGACAUUCAUAGGUUUGUUUACAUAUAGUUAGAUUCCUUAAAGUACUGCUGUACUGGCUGCUUUGCAAAGAUUGUAACGUGGCUGUGAUUUGCGUGGCAUCUUUAAUGACAAGUCUGCCACAUCCUGAGCAAAUAUUGGACUCUGUUCCUGUGUGCAAACUGCUGAUUCAUUGAUUUCCGAUGAGCCUCUGAAAUGACUUUAGAUGUGACCUCUUGGGCUAUAAAUGAACAGCCACGUUACUUAACCUAUAAAUAAAUAAACAGAUACUUUAAUCUCGAAAGAGAUUUUCCACUUUAAAAAUCUAAUCAUAAAUGUUUUGCUUAUUAUUUUGUGUGAUGUAUAUGUAAAUACACACAAGUUAAAGGAAUACACUAGUUAAAAUAUACAGUCAUGGGAAAAAGAAAGUACACCCUCUUGAAAAUAUGACGCUGGAGGUCCGUGAGGACGUCCAGCUUCAGAUAACGGACCAAAAGUCCAUUUGGCUUCCGGAAGCCCUCUAGUGGCUGUCUGUUAGACAUCCAGAGAGGGCAGACUUAGAGCUGCAAUGUAAACAUUGCAGUUCUCUGGAACUGCAAUGCACUACAUUGCAGCACUAGGUGCAAAAGGGACAAAGCAGGAGGGACACUGUAGGCACCCAGACCACUUCAGCUCAUUGAACAACACAUGACUUCUUACACCAUGUCAUGAUUUAUUUAACAAAAAUAAUCUAAAAACAUAUUAAAUUACUGUACUCUUCUUAAAAACAAACAUUUACAAUUGCAAUUAGAUUCCUCAUUGCAGCCCAGUCCUUCUAAUGUGAGAUGUUUACGAUUUUUCCAAAUAGAGAAGCAUUCGGCAGACCUCUUUGUGCAUCACUCUUGUUGCACACAAGGUCACUUUUGUUACAGUGUUUGAGUGCCUACCACUUUAAUAUUAACAGUUUAUUCAUUCAGGCUGGUUAUGUUUUCAUUUUAUUUUAUAGCCUGCAGUGACAUCGACCGAUGGGCAGAACCUCUGCCAGGGAAGAUAUUAAACCUGCCAAUUAUGGGAAUUGUAAUAAAGGUAAGCAAAAUAUCUUUUCGUGCAGAGUUUUCUCCUGGAGAAAGUCUUUGGCGCACAGUCCUAUCAAAUACGAAAAGAUAUAUAAAAACAGACUAUAUAUUUUAUUCAGCAAAAAGAAUUGUACAAAAUGAUUUCUGUCUUUGAAUUAUGUUAGAGGAGAGCUGCUACUUACCAGGAUUUUGAAUAUUGAAAAAAUGUUUGUCGAAAAAUAAAAUUAACGGAACACUCCAAACACCAUAACCACUAUUGCAUUUCAGUGCAAUCACAAAUGCCACCUCGAAUGAGCACAUGCAUAAUUUCUUCCUGAUGAAUCUUGGGACAUUUGAAACACACUUUAUAGGCCAGACUGUGACAGAACAGUCUUGGGUUUUUUGAAAUUGUUUAAAAAAAAUAUAUAUAUAUUUUUUUUCAAGACUCAGUGAACGUUGUUAGAGCACAGUUAACUGCGAGGUGUGUGUGUUUAAUGUUAUGAAUCUCAUGUGUGCCAGUCCGUGAGAUGCCCGCUUACAUGGCACAAUAUUUGAUGUUCAUUUGCAGAUUCCUAUGCAUGUGCCCAUACCCACAUCAAUCUGGGAUUAAGUCUCAAGCACUGUGGGAGGCAUGUACCUAACUGAACAUUUUUUGGAAGUAGAUUUUAGUGUUGCUUAGCCACUGGGAAUUACAUGAACAUUCUAAGUAACAUAACCACUACACCUGGCUGUGGUCAUGAUGCUUAGAGUCACCGGUACCAUUAUUCUGUUUAAUAUCAAACUGUUAAAGAACCAUCUGAUGUAAGCUAGAGCUAUUUCGGUGCUCAGUGACUGACCCCUGUCUCAUCUGCUUUGAUGGUUCACAAUUAACACUUCUGCAUUAUUGUUUAUUUUGUCCAAACUCUCUCACAACCAAGUUGGCCUAAAUUGACAUUGAUAAUGCAGAAAUUUUAAUUCUUGGAUAUGAAUGCAGCCAAUAUGCAAGUGCAUUUAUUUAUUUAUAAUGAACAGUUUGAUAUUAAACCGAGUGAUGGCAAGGGCUACCAGGCAGCAGAAUUACAACCCUGUAAUAAUUGCAUUGCUUAGAGUUCCAGAUUAAUAACAAAAAAAGAAUAUUAAUCCCAGAGCCUAUUGUGGUCACCAAUAAACUAUAUAAUGAUAUACAGUGCCUAACAUAUCACCAUUUCUCCUCUAAGGUCCGUAUUCCAACACGUCACGAUAAACCUGGAACAACGCAAAUCUUGGAGCUCACACAACCGGUGAGACAGGCUAAUAGCCAUCCUUUGAUCCUGUAUGCAUUAGGGGAGUCAAAGUGAAAUUAAUACUCAUUAUUUCUCAUGUUUUCUGCCUCAUUGUGCUGUCAACGUAUGCUGUUCAAGUAUAGUUGUAAGAGCAUUAUGGGAGAUGUAGUCCACAACGUCUGGAGUGACGAAACUUGCCGACCACAGACCUAAGUGAAGAUUCAAAAUUAAUUUCAAAUUCAAGACCAAAAUAGCCAAAUUGCAAACCUUAUCUGUCAGCUGUGCUUCUUGUUCAGCUGCUCUGACCCUUAAUUUGAAUUCGCAUUGAAGUUUGUGACGUUAAUGCUGUCCAUGUCUAUGGAUGGCCUAUUAUUGAAGCUAGUUAUCUACUUAUGAUAUCAGCUUGGGAAGAAAAAUACAUGUUUGCAGUAUGGUUUUAAAAAUAGCUGGUUGUAUGUUCCAAUACUAUGCUAAAUGUAGGUGCUUGUAUUUUUCUUCUGCUAAUGAAUGUCUUAAUGAUAUCUGACACUUGACUUCCUUAGCCAUGUCUAGAGCCAGUUUGAUAGUCCACGAUUGAUUUUAGUGGUGCCUUGUAUAUCUCUGCAGUGGUUCCAUAAGAGGCAUCAACAGAAGGUGGAAAAAAAACUUCCAUCGCUUUAUAGAUCACAUGUACAAUUUUCUUUAAACAUAGGCUCAGGUUCUUGAGACCAUGGUGUCAAAAUUCUACAUCGUUUUAUAAGAAUUUAAAGAAGGGCCACAAAAGUGGUGCAUAGAGUGCUUGAAGAAAAUUAGUACUAGAUCAAAAUGCAUGAUUUGAAACUUCAGCCUAGAAGUUCAAUGUCAAUGUGUGAAAAUACUGCUUUAAUGGGUAGGUACCUGGAAUAGCUUUCCAGUGGAAGUCGUAAAAAAACUGAAAAAUGGCUGUGAUGUGCAAAGGCUCUCCUGAAGGUCAAAUAAGUAAAAUGACUGUGAUAAAUUGAUUAGUCUAGUUGGUCCUAAUAUAUCAUUACAUGUCUUGUGGUCUUUCCUGCAAUGUUUUAAUACAUUUCUCUAUCACAUUCUAGUCAGAUGAGCACAUCUCUGUUACUUUACCCACCAUUCAUGAAGUGGAUAUUUUCAGGUAAGCAUGCUGAAGCUGGUCAUGUUCUUCAGAUAGCGAUUUAUCACUAUAAACAUGUUUUCCUUUAAUAAAAUGAUAGUUGUGUUAAGGAGUCCCAUAUGAACUAAGGGUCUAAACCAAAAGAUCAGGGUUAAAUCACAUUAAAUCGCAUUGUCAUAAAAUUCAGUUACAUUUGAGAAUCGCAUCAACCACCUGCUUGGUCCUAGCAAAUACAGAAUUAGGGUCUACUGGUUUCACAUACAUUGUGUUAGUAAUAGUUACAUUUGUUAUUUACGUACCUCGUACCGUGCCGUGUACAUAUCUCUUGAACUUGAUGUUAUGCAGGAUUGCAGUCAUAAUCUACAGCACAGCGGUGCACAAGAAGACAAAGACACCAUACCUAUAUAUACACUAAUCUACACUCUGAGAUCCAGAACACCUAGACACAUAAAACUCCCCGCUCUUCCUUUACUAAUAAUGCAUGUCAUCUACAUUUAGAGUAAACUGGAAUUUUUGAAGUUGCACCAUGGAGAGGCCUCGGGAGCUGAUAAAAGGGACUACAUAUGCCCAAAUGACUUGCGUGCUGAGGGUCAUAUGGGGGCCAAUAUCUAACAUUCACAUUCCAAACGCUUUACAUUUCUGUCACUGUACCGGACACCAAAUUUUGACUAGGCUAUUUGCUGGUUAAGACUUAGACGUGAGGAUACAAUACAGGUUUAGGCAUAAAGUCAACUCAAGCCAAGGUUACCUCACACAGGCCGAGACUCAUAAUAACAAAUGUAUGCCAAGUAAAGGUCUGUAGACUGUUGAUAUUCCUAUGUUAUAGUUGCCAUGUACAGAACAAUUGUGUACAUGUGAACUAUUGUGUAUUGCUGUGUGACAUGUAACCUGCAAGAACAAUUUAAUGUGUACUUAACCUGCAAAAACAUUCCAUUAAAAACCCAUAUGGUAACAAAUACAUUUUUGGAGUCCUCAGUUUGCAAGUUCCCUUUGGUUUCUUUGGAGUUUAAUCCAAAUUUAGCAGUGUGCCCCUGUAUUGUUCUUGUUUUGCCUUGGUUAAUUAUAAAAAACAUUAUGCCACUUCUAUCCCUAGGUUACUCACCAUGCCCUUUGUAACAAGAUAUAUCUCUAUUUUUAGAUGCUUCUCUCCAGUCUUCUUCCACAUCCAGUUACUGUGGGAGCUAGUACUACUGGGCGAGCCUCUUGUCGUCAUGGCGCCCUCCCCUUCACAAUCAUCCGAAACCGUUUUAGCUCUUGUUGGGUAAGCAUGGGUCAGCAUUUCUGAUCACACGUUGUCCUCUGUCUUUUGGGUGGUUGCAUUUAUAGAGUGGGUUAUAAGGAUACAUUAACAAGGAAAUCUGAGUGGGCAUAUCUGUUCUCAGUCCAUAUUUUUAUGCAGAGCUACCUCAUAUUGUCCUCUAAUUGCUUAUUUACAGAGUAGUCCAGCACUUUGACACACUAGUUUAGAUACCCUGGCUCUAUACUUUACCACAUUGGAUUUUAUAUUCAACAAUGGCAAAGUGUGUGCUAACACAGUUGAAGAUACAUUCAUAAACUAUAAUUCUUACUUUUUUUUUGGCAUAUAUAUCCUCUCCAUGUUAGAGUCCCAAAAGUGACUAACCAAAUUUAUAUAACCUUAAACAUAGUAAGUGCAUCUGAUACUUGGUUGCAGAUCAUAUGAAUGAAAUUAUAAAUAAAAUAAAUAAAUGAUUGCAUUAUAUCUGCAAUUUAUAAAUGCCAUCACAUGCAACGUUUGUUCCUUAGCGGUUAUCUUCAGGGCUGGUAUUGCAGCCUUGUUCUGUUUCUUUUUUCUACAGUCGUGUCUUCAGCAAGUGGAAUGCUAGUUUGAUUUAGGUCAGGAAAUUGACCUGGCUGCUUCUAAUAUUUUUUUUUCCCUAAACAACUCCCUGGUUGCUUAGUAACGUUUGAGGUCAUUGUACUGCCGAAACACAAAGGGGCUUCAGUUGAGUUUUGAUUUUUGAUUGUGGUUGGUUGGAUCUAAGUAGACAUGUUGGGGAAGAAUUAUCAAAAUGUUGCAGACAGUUUUUUCAUUUUUGGGGCCCAAUUUGACUAAAUAGUAUCAAUCUUUCUAUCACUUUUUCUGCCCUAAUAGUUUUCAGUUUCUCUUUUCCUUUUCCAAUGUCUCUAAAUUUGACAGUGUGUUUUUCUGGGGGAAAAAGGGGCAAUACUUAGAGAGAUGCUAACAGUUUUAUUUAUAUAUUUUUUAUUUUUUUACAUUGGCACAAGUCACAUUAUGGUUAUAUUUCUUCUCAGUUCUUUUUUUCGUGAUGGACAGUGUAAUCCUCGUGUUAAAAUAAUGCCAUCUAAAUGUGAUUUAUACAUGUAAUCAGUAUAAUAAAGCUCAUAAGCAGCAGUUUUCCAGCUCUCCUGGAUGCUGCAAAGACCCUUGGUAAGAAGCUAUGCAUUGGCCAAUUAAUUUUUCCAGCAUAAACUACUCCUUUCUGAAGAUGAACCAGUUAUUUAUAUGUUCUGUGGAUGACAUGCUUACUUCAUAAUUUCUUAAAGUGACACUGUCACCGCUUUAGGCCUUUGCCCCACCGAUGGGGACAUUGCUGAUGGGGGUCCGGUGGCUGAGGGGAGGCAGAUAAAGGUGGUUUAUGUACCUGAACCUGUCCCUUGUGGGCGCCACUAUCUUGGUCCGGUGUGGUCAUCCUCUGUAUUGACAUGCGCGAGAGUACAGCAUUGAGGUCUAUGGGGAUUCCUCCAUAGACCAAGCUCUGCCUUGUGCCAAGAAGAGUCAGGUGGAGGAGAAAUACAGAGACAAAGUAGUUUCUACUUUGUCUCUGUAUAUUUCUUGACUGGGUUGGAAUUUCAGUCAUAAUGAACUUUUCAGAAAGAUUCUAUCUUUACGAAAUACACAUUUUUUGUGUGUGAUCGUGCCACUUGAAGUGUUUUUUGUUUGUUUUGUUUUUUAAAUUUGAAAUGCCAGUUUCUGUAAUUUUUCCAUGUUAUGUGUGUCUGUUAUAAUCUGACUAGAAAAGAUGGAACCAGUGGAAUCUUCAUCAUUAAGUCACUAAUAAAGAAUUGGUACAGAAUUGUCCAUAUUAAACUAUGUGUUCCUGACUUGCAGGUGCAUUGCUCCGUUGAAGUAUUGCAGUGAUUUCAGACCUUAUUUCACUAUCCACGACUCUGAAUUCAAGGAAUAUACCACACGCACUCAGGCACCGUAAGUAGAUUUAUGUACACUACUUAUUACAAGCUAGAUCCAGCAUUAUUUUAUUCUAUUGUUUAGCUGUCUAAUGAAUGUUUGUUAUUGUACUGUGUAACUGUAGAGACUGUGUGUUCUCAGUUAGAUUGGGCAAUAUCCAAGACUGCUCUGUCACCAUUUUAAAGGAAUAUUCCCGCCAGUUCAUUGAAUUUGUUAAAGGGGCAGGAAUGUCAUGAAACUGUCUUACCUUCAUGGAUUGAACAGAUUUUCAAUGGUGCCCAAAAAUCUGACUUCCUUCCUCUCUAUGUAGAAGAUUUUGCCAAGCGGCUGGUGAUAAAUUAAAAGUGACUGGUGACGCUCCGAGUCUAUCACUGGCAGUCCAUUGAGAGAAAUUAGCUCAGGUUAUGGGGUUGGAGUGUUCCAAAUUGGUAAUUUCCUAAUAUGAUUACAUUUUAUGCAAAGGAAAACACAUUCUGGCAAAUUAUUACAUUUCACUACUGUAAAAAUGUGUAUUUUAGAGAAAUCCAGUAAUGUGAAUUACCGUAUAUACUCGAGUAUAAGCCGACCCGAAUAUAAGCCGAGGCCCCUAAUUUUACCCCAAAAAACUGGGAAAACGUAUUGACUCGAGUAUAAGACUAGGGUGGGAAAUGCAGCAGCUACUGGUAAAUUUCUAAAUAAAAUUAGAUCCUAAAAAAAUUAUAUUAAUUGAAUAUUUAUUUACAGUGUGUGUAUAUGAUGAAUGCAGUGUGUGUGUAUGAAUGCAGGGUGUGUGUAUGAGUGCAGGGUGUGUGUAUGAGUGCAGGGUGUGUGUAUGAGUGCAGGGUGUGUGUAUGAGUGCAGGGUGUGUGUAUGAAUGCAGGGUGUGUGUAUGAGUGCAGGGUGUGUGUGUGUGUGUGUAUGAAUGCAGGGUGUGUGUAUGAGUGCAGGGUGUGUGUGUGUGUGUGUAUGAAUGCAGGGUGGGUGUGUGUAUGAGUGCAGGGUGUGUGUAUGAGUGCAGGGUGUGUGAUGCAGUGUGUUUGUGUUGCAGAGCCUUGGUGGGGGGUGGGCAUUUAAAAAAAAAAAAAAAAAAAUUAAUAUUAUUUUAAUUUUUUUUGUUAUAUUAUUUUUUUAUUAUUAUUUAUAUUUAUAUAUUUAUUUAUUGUCCCCCCUCCCUGCUUGAUACAUGGCAGGGAGGGGGGCUCUCCUUCCCUGGUGGUCCAGUGGCAUUGGCAGUUCAGUGGGGGAGGAGGGGGCCUGGCAGAGCUGUUACUUACCUCUCCUGCAGCUCUUGUCAGCUCUCUCCUCCUCCGCGCCGGUCCGUGCAGCUCUUCUCUCAGCUCACACUGUAAGUCUCGCGAGAGCCGCACUAUGACCCCGCGGCUCUCGCGAGACUUACACUGGGAGCUGACCGAGGUGCUGACCGGACCGGCGCGGAGGAGGAGGGAGCUGACAGGAGCUGCAGGAGAGGUAAGUAACAGCUCUGCCAGCCCCCAGUCUGUAUUAUGGCAAUGUAAAUUAAUGUAAAUUGCCAUAAUACAGACACUGACUCGAGUAUAAGCCGAGUUGGGGUUUUUCAGCACAAAAAAUGUGCUGAAAAACUCGGCUUAUACUCGAGUAUAUACGGUAAAUAAGAAUCUGCAUGGGGAGGAAUGAGGAAGCCCGACUCUAGGUAUCCUAGCUAUGUUCUGAUUGGCUGUUUGAUGUUUUCCAUGUUCUUCCUUGUAGCACUUACCAUGAAAUAGACUGCUUCUGUCUAGACAGACAAUGUGUCUCUAUUUUAUUUACUACGGUUUCUUGCCUAUAGGCAUAGACUCAUUAUUAUUGUGUGUGUGUGUGUGGUUUUUUUUUUUUGCUGGGAUGUCAAUAAUAGAAUAAGUGACAAAAUAUCACGUUUCCCUUGUCUUCAAUGUGAAUAUAUUCUAAUAAAAAGAAUUUAUUUGUUUGUUCCUUUACUAGUUUAGAAUACUGACUUUCCCAUAGAAAACGUAAACAAAGGCCAUUAAACCACAAUGUCUGAUAGGACAUUUUAUGUUAAGCGAAUGUGCUCCCUGUGACAUUGUGAAUUUGUGUGUAUUCAAUCUCUCUAUGAUGUCUUAAAAAUUCUUCAAUAGAGAACAUUUUUGAAAAAAAAUAAACAUACUUAUAAUCUAGUGCCGUGACAGACUCUUCACUGCAACCCAAUAUUUCUCCUGUGAGAUCACCAAGUUCGAUGAUCUGUGUCCAAUCAAAUGCAUCUCUUGGUCACAUAUGACAAAUGCAUGACAGUCGCCACAAUCCUCCAAUUUGGUGCUUAUGAUCUGAGAAGCAGGAGCAGUUUGAAUGAGUUAGAUGAAGUGAUUUUAGCGCUUAAAAAUUUCACUUCUCAUUUUUUUAAACGUUUACUACAUUUAAUGACUCUUGAAAUGCUCUUUAUUUUAAAUGAUAUAUAUGGAUUUUUUAUUUUGAGAAAAUGUCCUAUUUUAUCCGGCUCAGCUGCCAUGUUGGAUCAGUCUCUACUGUUAUCUGACCAACAGUUUUGCAACUUAAAGCGGCACUGUCAUGCCGAACUUUCCUUUCUUUAAUCGAUUCCUCGUCUCUCCCUCUCUCAGGAUCUGUUCUUCAUUUCUUCCUGUUUAACCUAGUUUUCUUUAAAACAUAAGACAAAGUAGGGACUCCUUGUCUUAUGGAGGUUUCCUAUGGGCAAAAUUUACUAAUACAAAGUAAUCUUUACUUAGUAUUAGUAAAUUUGGGUGAAAGACCAAUUUAGGUCUUAAAGCCUUUUGGUUGAUAACUCCCUAAUACCGUGGGAAUUAGGGAGUUAUCUACUAAGCAGCUGCAAGAUGCAGCCGCGGCACAUAUAUGAUCAGAGUUUCAUUAAUUCGAAUGAAAUUCCGAUCCGAACAAAGUGCCGAAUUGCGUUCCGAACACGAAUGGAGAAACUGUUUUCUGUUAGGACGCAAUUCGUUAGUUUCACAUUACGUUGUUCUUGGAGGUUACUGACAGGAAGCAUCGCAAGAUCACGGAUCAAAGGUGAGAAUUGUGGGAAAAUGUCUCUGACCACCGCAAAUAAAGCACACUUUGCUCCUCCGCUGGUCAGAGGUGGUCAGGCGUAGGAAACCUCCAUAAGACAAAUAGUCCCUACUUUGUCUUAUGUUUUAAAGAAAAUUAGAGCAGACAGGAAGAAAUGAAGAACAGAUCCUGACAGAUGGAGAGAAGAGGAAUCGAUUAAAGAAAGGCAACUUUGGCAUGACAGUGCCGCUUUAAGUAUUUUAUGUUGGUGGGAUUCAUAUAUGUGUGUUCUAGAACGCAUUUAUAAUGCUUGGCCUUAAAAAUUGUGUAUUUUUGCUUUUCAUGUUAAAUUCCAUUUGUUCUGCUUGUAUUAAUUUUGAACUUUAUUAUACUUCUUUUUUAGGCCAUCUGUCAUCUUUGGAGUUACAAAUCCAUUUUUUGCUAAAACUCUGCAGCAUUGGCCCCACAUUAUCCGUAUUGGGGAUGUCAAACUUGCAGGUAAAUUUUGUAUUUGUGUUUAACUGGCAAAGGUUGAAUUUUGUUGGCCUCAUUGGUGGUGAGCCCAUGUACCAUAAUCUGCAAAACAUCAUAGAUAUUUUAUUAAAGGAAGUAGUCUUAUUUUUUUUUUUUAAAUGCUGAUAUAUAGACUUAUACUUUGGUCUAAUCUCUGUACAAGUGCUUUUGGCCAUGAUUUCAACGGGCAAAUGCGAUAGAUCACUUGCAUGUUAACUGUUCCACAAUAGAGGACCAGGAGAGCCAUGGCUUUGACUGAUUUGACACAGAUAAGGGUGAUAUUACUCUGUCUGUUUGCUCCAUAACCACUACAAUAAGCUGUAGAUAUGUUUUUACAGAGCACUUUCUAAGCCCACAGUUCUAAAAUCUUGUUUGUUUUCUUACAAACAUAGGAGAUGUUCCGAAACAAGUAAAGGUUAAGAAGUUGAAAAAUCUUAAAACCUUGGAUUCAAAGCCAGGUAAUUGAUUUACUUUCAAGCAGUAGUUUUAAAUUCUUUAUUUUUGUCGUGCAAGUUAUAACAUGCAGCCCAUGUUGCCACAACAGCAGUCACAGGCGUAAAUCAUCAUACAUUCUCAAACAUGGCAAGGAUUAGGUCUGCACAAUUUUAUAAUGUUAAUACUUGAGUGUCAGUCUGAGAGGGUAUGCGUGUCUGAAUGGAAUAUGUUGUAGUCGAAGAGCAAAUGUAAUACGGAGAGAUUAUAAAGAUAAGUACAUCUAAGAGUCUUAAGGCUGCGUACAUUUAAAUAUAAUAAACAUGCUUAUUUGUCCGUUACAAUAUUAACCUCAAGCAUAGUGAUAUAGGCAUGGAUAAUGUGAGAAAAAACAGUUAUAGUACUUGUCUAGCUAGUAGGCAUAUGAUUGGAAGUAUAUGCAAUAAAGAAAAAUCAACACGAUAUAGACUUCACUUGGCAGGCCUCUGUAUGAUACUGCUGUAAGAGGGAGAUUAAUGUGUCAGUGGCGCUUGCUCAGAGUGCGUGCUCUGCUCUAGGAUACGGUGCCUCUAUAUAUGUGAAGGGGAGUAGAAUAAAGGUGCUUAACUGAGUGAAGAUAACAUUAAUAACAUGCUCUAAUAGGUUGGUAUACUGUAUAGCCUGCCACAGUUCACCCCACACAUGUGCUAGCCACCAGCGGCAGCGGGCUGUAAGCACAUAGUUCUGUGAUUGCUUGUCCCUCUGGCUCCAGGCCGUCCCAGGAGCUCAUGGGCGAUUCCUGCUGCUCUGGUCAGUCUUGCAUUUGCGAACAGGGCCUCGAGAGAAGGUGUGCUCCUCACGGAAAGAGGUGUUUUUCGUGUGUGUGUGUGUGUGUUUUCUUUUGAGCCCUUGGGUCUUCUGUCCCGGUAAAUGAUUGCGAGCCCUGGACCUCAUGAGAAACAAGCGGAUGUCUGAGUUGGUUGUCUGCUUCUCCUGCCGCACUGAGCUAGGAGCCAUGGGCUUUGUCCGACGCUUGUCUGCCGGGGGAGAAGGAGGGUCCGGAGGCUUGUGUAGGCGCUUGCUCGCUCUCCUCUGCUCCCUCCUUGCCUGUGCCCCCCUGUCUCACAGCUACUGCCAGAAAUUGCUGAACAGCUCAUCUAGCCACUCUUCUAGUGUCGCCAGGAGGCCUCGUGAUGCGAUUUCAGAGUCCUCUGCCGCCAUCUUAGUUUCUGCAGUGAGGCUGGGAACAGGCCACAGGGGCGGAUGGGUUACCAGGUACAUUGGUUUGCCUGGAGGGAGAGCCUGUGUGCUUGUGCCGGGAUAACCCCCACCGGCUGAGGGGGGAGAACGAGGGUCCCGAUUGUAUCAACGCUGUCCUGCAGUGCUGCCCAUAGGGACAUCGGCCACUUCUCCCACGUUUCCAACUGCUGGUAGGUCGCGAUUCGUAGAUGGUUUUAGAAUGUUUCUCAGAGCUCGGAAAGCCACCCAGGAUAUCGAUUUUGGUGUAGUUUUUCCGUAAGAUGUUGCUUUUUUACGGAUCUCUGCUCGGAGCUCUCUUCAUGUGCGACCAGCCCGAUCAACGGUUAGGCCCCGCCCCCCUCAAGCAGUAAUUUUAACAUCAGUCAUAAAGGUUUAUGUUAAGAUAUUUUUAUUUUUUGCAGGUGUUUACAGCUCUUACAAACCGUACCUGAACAGAGAUGAUGAGAUUAUCAAACAGCUGCAGAAGGUAUUUUGAUACAAUUCAUUUUAUAUAUAUAUAUAUAUAUAUAUAUAUAUACACACACCUUCCAGAAAUGUUAAGUUAUGUAAGGGACAUUCUAUGCACUAUAUCUCAUUGAGGUAAAUUGUUCUGGGUAAUCCAAUGUUUUAUUAUUGAAAUAUCCCCUUCAAUCUACUGGAGGCCAGCGGUAAAUCUUUUUUAGCAUUGCGUGAAAGUCAGGUAAAAUGGCAUUUACCAGUGUAAUUAGUUACACUAGCACUGAAAAAAAAAGAUGGUAUUUAUUAGAAAUAAUAAACAACUUUUGCAUGAAAAUUAGAUACCCUUAAUAUGCCUAUUAAAAAUGCAGUUUCUAUUAUUCUCUGUGAAGACCACAAGUGACUGAUUCGAACCAUGUCGCUACUUUUAUUGGCUGCUUAAAGGGAAGCUAUAAUGCCAGGAAAACUAUGCUGUUAUCCUGUCACAAUAACUCCCAGCAGUGCCCACCUCUCCCCCUCUGUUAUGCAGAAAGGGUUAAAACUCCCUUUUGUCACUUACCUGGAUUCAGCACCAAUGUCGGCGCUUGCUCAGGUCCACCUUUUGUUUCUCCUCUGCUCACAUCAGCCGGCGGGGGAGACCUAAUGCGCAUGCGAAGAAAUAGCCACGCUCGCAUUAGGAUUUCCUCAUAGGAAAGCAUUAAAGAUUCCGGCAAUGCUGGAAGUCCUCAUGCAUAGGUCAGUUAGGGGACCAAAAGCCACUAGAGGUGGAGUUAACACAUAAAGGUAAUUAUUGCAGUUUAUCAAAAAACUCAAUACUUACCUUUCCAGGACUAAGGGUGCUGGGACACUGCACCCAGGCACUUUAAUUAGUUGGUCUGGGUGCAUAUUGUGUCCCUCCAAGCCUCCAAAUUGAAGACUAGUGUUGGUACAGGUAUAACAGCAGAUUGUCAGUUUUCCCUUUUAAUGAACAUUAGGCUUUGCUGGUUCAUCUGAUAUCAUUGGAACUUUAAAGGAUUUACACCAGGACAUUUAUUAUGCUAUACUUUCCAAUACUACACGUAAUAUAGUGAAUCUCACAGAUCUUUUUAAAGGAAACUAAAUCUUUUUCUUGCUUAUGCUAUUGCUUUAAAUAAAUUAAACACACUAAUAAAACCAACUGAGUAAGUGCAAUGUAAUCAGCCUAAUCAUUAGCAGCAUCCAUGUAAUCAUGUGCUGUCACUUCCACAGAUAUAACAUAUUGUUCACUGACUUUCAUCAUUGAGACUAAUGCACCAGUGAAUCGGUCAAAAAGGUAUCCAGACUAAUCAGUGGUGUAAUCUACAGAGUAUUAACCGUUUUACAUGUAUGAAGUGAGAUUCCUUUUUACCAGAGUUGUCACAAAGGGAAUGGGUCGAGUAGGCAUUGAUGGCAGUGCAAGGGUUAUCUGAGACAAACGCAAUAUAGGUUUAUGGGAGAGAUUUGCUCUGGGCCAUAUGGUCCGUUAAUAUACAAAGCAAUUCUUGCUUCAUGUUGCAGGGAACAGCUGCCGUUUAUAAAACAAUGUUGGGAUAAAAAGGGAAAUCUUGAGAAUGGAUUUGUCAGAGCUUUAAAGACCAGUUCAAGUCAUUAACGGAAGUUACAACAUAUUGACAUUUGUGUAUAUUUAGAUUGGAUACAUUUCAUUGUCUCUAAAUUAGUGUCAAAUUUAUUUCAAGAUUGAAAUGUUACAUUCAUAUCUAUUUCUGGAGGGUGAAUAACUGCAGUAAGCCUUGAUGGAACCUCUGUCUGUCAGCAUUGGUCAAAGUUCUGCCAUGCAUGCUACGUGUUUGUUCAACACAGAGAAUACAGUCUGCAGCCAAGAACACAAUGUAAAUCUCUGUGCGACAGAUUCCGCAGGGACAGGCACGCAUCAUCUGUGCAAAUCUGUAGGGAGAGAGUUUUAGCAAUUCUACAAUAUGGGGUUUACUUACUAAACUCUGUAAAUCCGUCUUACAGCGGUCUACAUUUCAGACUUAUAGACCAAAGUAGCAGAAAUGAUAAAAUUCUCUUAGACUUAGAGUGACCCUAUAUGCACCCAGACCACUUCAGCUCUCUGUCCCCUUAAAGGACCACUAUAGUGCCAGGAAAACAUACUCAUUUUCCUUGCACUAUAGUGCCAUGAGGGUGCCCCCACCCUCAGGGUCCCCCUCCCGCCCGGCUCUGGGGAGAGGAAAGUGCCGGACGGGGAGCUCACCGCCUCCGAUCCUCCUCCUCCUUCUCCCUUUCGGCUGAAUGCGCACGUGCGGCAAGAGCUGCACGCGCAUUCAGCCGGUCUCAUAGGAAAGCAUUUACAAUGCUUUCCUAUGGACGCUUGCGUGUUCUCACUGUGAUUUUCACAGUGAGAAUCACGCAAGUGCCUCUAGCGGCUGUCAAUGAGACAGCCACUAGAGGAUUUGAGGGCUGGAUUAACCCAUUUAUAAACAUAGCAGUUUCUCUGAAACUGCUAUGUUUAUAAAAAAAAAAAUGGGUUAACCCUGACUGGACCUGGCAGCCAGACCACUUCAUUAAGCUGAAGUGGUCUGGGUGCCUAGAGUGGUCCUUUAAUCCUGCAAUCUAAAACAUUGCAGUUUCAGAUGUUUAUAUUGCAGUGUUAGGACUGCUUCUAGUGGCUGUUUACCAGACAGCCACUGGAAGCGCUUCCUGCUGUUUCAUGGAGUUUAACUCUGUGAAUUGGCGCUGGAUGUCCUCACGCUUUGCAUGAGGACAUCCAGUGUCUUAAAAUCCCCUUAGGAAAGCGUUGAUUCAGUGUAUUCAUGUGGGGAAGGCCUAAUGGUUUUCCCUCUGCUCUGUUAUUGAAGGAGAUGGAGCCAGUGCCAAGGGACCUCUGUGCUGUUUUAAAGGGUAUCUAACACUUUAAUUGCAAUGAGAGGGUGGGAGAUGGACACUAGAGUGUUAGGGAUACAGCUUUGUAUGCAUAACACUAUAUUGUUCUUUUAAGAAAAUAAGUUCAUUACAAAAAAGUAAAGUAUGGAGCUUGAUCACGUUUUAGAUUUACAGGGAUUUAACGAGUGUUUUUAAAUGUUUUUCAGGGUGUUCAACAGAAGCGUCCAUUGGAGGCCCAGAAUGCUAUUCUACGAAGGCACUUUCUAGAGCUUACCCAGAGCUUUAUCAUUCCUCUAGUACGUGGGUACAUGCACUAGUGUUUAAUUAAGGCUUUUGGCUUGAAUGUAAUGUAUUGUUUAAAGGAACACUUUGCAGGAAUACAAAUCUGUAUUUCUAACACUAUAGGAGCCCGCUGUGUCCUCCAUCCCCGGCAGUGUGAAGGGUUAAAAAAAAAAAAAACACUACUUUUUUUUCACUUGCCUGAUUUCAGUGCCAAAGUCAAUGAUUUUCUAGACGCUUAAUGUCCUCGUUCAAAGGAAGUGCCUCAAGUGGCUGUUUUUUUGUAUUUUUUUUUUCUUUUGUAAUUUGUGUCUUAUGAUAAGAAACAUUUGUACAGUGACUAGCUGGUGUUUAACCCCUUAAGGACCAAACUUCUGGAAUAAAAGGGAAUCAUGACAUGUCACACAUGUCAUGUGUCCUUAAGGGGUUAAAAUAUUUGUGAACAAAAUUGUUUGCUGAUUAAUUGUGAAUAAUGCUUUAGGCAUAAAGUUAACUUACUAAUUGUUUUAACAUAGAAACAUAGAAUGUGACGGCAGAUAAGAACCAUUCGGCCCAUCUAGUCUGCCCAAUUUUCUAAAUACUUUCAUUAGUCCCUAGCCUUAUCUUACAGUUAGGAUAGCCUUAUGCCUAUGCCAUGCAUGCUUAAACUCCUUUACUGUGUUAACCUCUACCACUUCAGCUGGAAGGCUAUUCCAUGCAUCCACUACCCUCUCAGUAAAGUAAUACUUCCUGAUAUUAUUUUUAAACCUUUGUCCCUCUAAUGUAAGACUAUGUCCUCUUGUUGUGGUAGUUUUUCUUCUUUUAAAUAUAGUCUCCUCCUUUACUGUGUUGAUUCCCUUUAUAUAUUUAAAUGUUUCUAUCAUAUCCCCCCUGUCUCGUCUUUCCUCCAAGCUAUACAUGUUAAGAUCCUUUAACCUUUCCUGGUAAGUUUUAUCCCGCAAUCCAUGAACCAGUUUAGUAGCCCUUCUCUGAACCCUCUCUAAGGUAUCAAUAUCCUUCUGAAGAUACGGUCUCCAGUACUGUGUACAAUACUCCAAGUGAGGUCUCACCAGUGUUCUGUACAAUGGCAUGAGCACUUCCCUCUUUCUACUGCUAAUACCUCUCCCUAUACAACCAAGCAUUCUGCUAGCAUUUCCUGCUGCUCUAUUACAUUGUCUGCCUACCUUUAAGUCAUCAGAAAUAAUCACCCCUAAAUCCCUUUCCUCAUAUGUUGAGGUUAGGACUCUAUCAAAUAUUCUGUACUCUGCCCUUGGGUUUUUACGUCCAAGAUGCAUUAUCUUGCACUUAUCCACAUUAAAUGUCAGUUGCCACAAUUCUGACCAUUUUUCUAGUUUACCUAAAUCAUUUGCCAUUUGGCUUAUCCCUCCUGGAACAUCAACCCUGUUACAUAUCUUAGUAUCAUCAGCAAAAAGACAUACCUUACCAUCAAGACCAAUAUCACUAAUAGAAAUAUUAAAGAGAAUGGGUCCAAGUACAGAUCCCUGAGGUACCCCACUGGUGACAAGUCCAAGCUUCGAAUAUAUUCCAUUAACUACAACCCUCUGUUGCCUGUCACUCAGUCACUGCCUUACCCAUUCAACCCUAUGCUGUAGGUGAUAUUUCAUAAGACCAGUUUUAUAUGCACUAAGCAUUUUCACAAUUUAAGUUCUAAUGGUGAGACGGAGGCAAAAAUAGCCAAAUUGUGACUAUGGCUGGGUUACAGAAUUUUUCCUGAUUGACUUUUUGGCCUCCGUUUUUCCAUUCUUAUUGAAUUCACUAAAAUUCAGAGUUUAAGUGAAUAACCCUGCAAGGAUCUGUAACAAAGCCUAAACAGGUUUUAAUUCAUAGCAUGUACGUUAACACAUUUAUUAAAUUAAUCCUCCAUCUACGAACACACAGAGCUAUCUACUAAACUGAGAAUUGUUAGGGAUUCAGAGUGAGUUUCUGAUUUUUAAAUCAAAGUAUCCAAACUCAACGCAUAGCUAACUUGGAGAAUUUUUCCAGUCCAGCUAGAUUUGGCCUUAAAAUUUAAAUUCAAAAUUGAAUUCCAGACAAUUCUCAUUUUCUUAAAUAACCUUGUACGAGUUAGUAGUUGGAGAAUUAGUUUGUGCAUUGGAUAAAAUAUUAAUCCCAGUGGUCUUCCCAUUGAUAACCACAAUGUUGUAGUUCAUCCAGUUAGCUCAUAUACUGCAUAGUCUGAUCUUUGCCAUUGUUUCCCCUAUGGACAGGAACGCUAUGUGGCAGGGCUCAUGCCGCUUCUAAAAAGCAUAUCUGCUUGGAAGGUGAGUGUGUGAGAAUAACUAAUUGUCUGGUUUUGUGUACAAUCUAGUGGGUUUUUUUUUUACCAUUUCUGUUUCCAGUCUGCCUAAAGGCAAUUCUGUGCAAAAAUUGCGUGUCAUCAGCUUGCACUGUGCACUGGUGAAAGACAUUUUCAGUUUCUUCCCUUGCAGGUAGCUCUGGGAGCUCUCUACAACACAUACCCUAUGCUAAUCUCUCUCUAAUUUAUGUUUUCAUCUUUCAAGUAAAUUCAUAACCCCUAACAGCAGUGUUCAGUCAAGCAAGAAGUCAAUGGGCACGAUAAAAGUGUGGGCCACUGACUCAAAUCAUGUAACCUGCCAAAAGGAGUGAACAUGCCCCAAAAAAGGGGGCAUGUCUGCCCAAAGAAUUGGAAGGCUAGCCUGGCAUGAAUGCAUGUCAGGCUGCCUGCCUAUCAUGCAAGCUGGCCAACUAAGGGCAUACUAUGCAGACAGCACCCAUAACUUGGCAUAAAUGCAUCUAAUGAUGCGCUCGCGCAAUGCUUUCUAAGGACUGUCCCCUAGCACUUGCUGGUACACUUGUCUCCUUACCUUCUUACUAGCAGGCAGAAGCUCCUGGUGUAUAGUCUGGGACAGAGAAAAGGUGUAUGUAGUGAGUGUAGAAGAAAGGGAACAUGUUACAGUGUUAGAGAGUCAGCAUUACCUUAACUAAUUUCAUUGCCAGCCAGUCCACACAAGUUUUGUUCCUAUCCCUCUUAAGUUUCAAUUCUUAAGCAAGAGUAUGUGAAAAGUAGUUAUUGUUGCCACCUUUCUUGGAAAAACAUACCUGCCUUACUAAUUUGCAUAAUUAAUUAUGUAUGGGUGACAUCAUAUGAUGUAAAUCACAAGGAGUGACAUAAAAGAAAAAGCUACUUAGUUUGAUUCUGCUGUAUAGAUGGAUUGUUCCCAGUGUCUCAAGUCUCCCACUGUCCCAGUGUCCUAAUGUCUCCCAGUGUCCCCAUGUCUCCCAGUGUCUGUGUCCCCAUGUCUCCCAGUGCACUCAUGACUCAGUGUCCCCAUAUGUCGAUUAGCCCAGGUAUCAGUGCCCCAUGUCUCCAUGUGUCCCCCAGUAUUCCCAUGUGUCUUUGUCCCCAUGUUUUCCAGGGUCCUCAUGUCACUAGGAACAAGGGGAGACCUGGGGACACAGAGACACCAGGGACACUGGGAGACUACGGGACACUUGAAGACAUGGGGACACUGAGACACCAGGGUCACAGACACUAGGGACACUGGCUGGGAGACAUAUGGGCACUGGGAGACAUAUGGGCACUAGGGGACACUGGUUGGGAGACAUGGGGACACUGGGAGACAUGGGGACCCUGUGGCCCCAAGUGUCUGUGUCAUAAUGUCUCCCAAUGUCCUAUAGUGUCUCAGUGUAUGUCUCCUUGCAGCCUUUCCCCACAUCCCUCACUUUAUUGAGCUGUAGGCUGUCUCUGCAGGGUGGGAGUUGCUGUCUGGACUCUCUGUAGCUGCUCCCCUGUGGAUCAGUGAGUAGAGAUAAGCAGGUAGGGAUAUGCUGGAACUUCCUAUCCCUGCCUCUCUCCACACACACUGCGACCCCUACUGGCCAGUGCUGGUAUUGCAUCGUAAUCUCUGUUUAUAUUGAGAAAAAAAACAGCAUUUGUAUUGUCAGUAUGAAUGCAAUAUCGGCACCUGCCAGGCUGUGCCAAUAAAAUACCAGCCAGGUGGAAUCCCUAAGAGUAGUGUGUAAAAACAAUUAUAAUAAUAAAAAUGUUUUUUUAAAUCAAUGGGCCUGGGUCUGGAGCUGCAGCUCCAUCAGCCCCUAUGUUAAUCCGGCCCUGGACGUAAGACAUGGAGAACAGCGACGAGAGCUUCGCUUGGUGCUAGAUUCCAGGUAAGCUAUUCCUUUUACAGGGUUUUUAUUUUUGUUGUAAGUGGUCACUAAGUAAAUAAUGCCCAUUAAGGCAUUAUUCAUUUAAAAAAAAAUGUUUAGUCUCAAAGGGCUGGAGUCGCCAUUUUUACACUGUAUGUUUGUCCUUCAGAGUCCUCCACAGCUUAAACCCUUCAGCCAGGAGGAGUUCAUGAAAACCCUUGAGAAAACAGGACCUCAAUUAACCUCGCGCUUAAAAGGGGACUGGAUCGGACUUUACAAGUAUUUAUUUUUCCAUUUCUUACACUGUUCUACUUAUUUGUGUCUUGCAUAUGUUUGGUUAUUUAAACUUAGAGAUUUGCAAGCUUUUAAAGUUUUGACUGAGCUGUUUCAGUGCAUUAAUCUACAGUGUUUAAAUGGUUUCUGCAAUAAUCAUUCAAUGCACAGGCUUUGGUGUUUUAAAGAGCAGUUGUAUUAAUUCACUAUUUUAGCUGCUCUUUGUCCUGCAAGAAAAGCUUGUCCCACCAUACCCCACGAGCCAUCUGCGAAUAAGGGUGGGGGGGGCAACCUUUUCUUGGAUCUCCUCAUUGCCAUUAAACAGAUCUAUUAAUCACUUGGAGCUCAGAUGUUGGCCUUUCAGAAUGAUCAUUGCAGUGUGGCAGAUUUUUAGACAAAGAAAUGACUGGAUAUUAGGAGUUAAACAUGUAGACUCUCCUAGUUUACUUUUUUCUAAUCUCAAUUUGUGUAUAGUAUAUACAAAAGCAAUGAAAGUUCAUUAGGCACUGCCAUUUUAUAAAUCAGAGUUGUAAAUGUGUUGUAGCUUUGUAAGAAUCUUUUUGCUCAUUGUUUCAAAUAUGUUACAUGAGUAAAAUUGUGGCAGUCUUUUUGAAGUAUGCAAUCUAGAUCGAUGCUGUCUGAAAACUCAUGUUGGUCGGUUGCUAAGGAUUUAUUCACGUCAAUAAGUUUAUUGAUGAGCAAAUUGCAAAAUUGGAAAAAGUCAGAUUAAAAUCAGCUCCUAUAGCUCGGAAAAAAAUAUGCUCAAAACCAUGCAGGAAAAAAUAAAAUCAAAUGCCUUUAAAUUAUUCACUGGGCUGGGACUGUACACCAGAGGCCAAGGCGCAACCACAGUAGUUACUGCAAAUAUUUGGAUGUAUCAUUUUUCUUGGCUAUAUGAGACAUUUUUGAUCAGUUUUGUGAUCUUGUGUUAGCCCAAGUACAUAUCAUUAGUAUGAAUCUUUAUUUUACAUUGUUACAUUUUGGCCUAAUUGAAAGGUUUGCAUGUAAUGCUCUGGGGGAAGAGGGGCUAUUUAUAAUGUACCAUAAUGUACCAUAAAAUAAUUCAGAUGACUAAAAUACAACUAAAAUUAAAAUAGCUUUUUAGUCAAAACACUAACACUAAAUUGAAAUUUGUUGCCAAAAUUAACACUGCCAUUAUGUCAAAACACAUUUGGUUAUACCGAUGCUCCUUACUUACCGAUCUGGUUCCGUUCUUAUGACCCGGUCGUAGACCGAAUUAGUUGGUAAGUGAGACGCAUGCAUAGAUUUGAUGGAUUUCUUGAUCUGGUGCGCUUGUCUGUGUUCAAGGAAAUUUCCUCGAACAUAGACAUACGCACCAGAGCAGGGAAUCCGUCUAAUAUAUGUUCGGGGGAAAACAUAGACCAGUUCUCUAACAUGGUGAAUCCCUUGAAUCCACACGCUAGAGAGCUGGUCGUAAGUGCGACCCAUCUUAAAACAGGUAGGUCGCAAAGUGAGGACCACCUGUAUAAAGGAAGCUUUUAAAGAAAAAGUGGUGCAAUUAAUGCUGCACUCAUUUAUAAAAAACAAAUCUAUCCCUCUGCACCAGUAAUGGCAAAAUAGAAAAAUGAUCUAAUUACUAUUUAGCUAUUUUGAUGCAGAUUUUGUGUAAAAAUAGGUGCAAAAUUGCACUAUUGUUUAGAUAAUUCUUUUGAUGUGCUGUUCUCUUCCAUCCUAUAUUUGACAUUGUGUUAUUCACCAUUAGAAAAGCUGUAAGCUUGAAAAUAAAGUGAUAAAUGCUUCCCCAGUAUAAGGCUUAUUUAGAGAUCUGUAUACUUACCAUAGAGCUGCAAAGAUAAGUAUAGAACUAGAUAAUGCUUUGUGAUAGAGAUGACACAAUUAUUCAUGUAUCAAUUGCUUGUUUUUAUUUUCCCCUCUUAUAGACAUUUUCUGCGUUCACCCAACUUUGAAGGUUGGUUUAGGCUACGUCGGAAGGAGAUGACCCAGAAACUUGAGGCACUUCAUUUAGAAGCACUUUGUAAUGAGGUAAUGGUAAACCAUGUUUGUAAGAUGCUUAUUUACAAGAAUUGGGGAUCUCUCUUUUGGCAAAUUUUCACCUCAAGGUCUUUAUUUUCAUUCUGUAUUGCCAACAUAUUACACAUUUAAUCUUGCAUUCAACGUCCCAUUAAGCACACUAGUUUAGUCCCCAAUUAGUUUCUCAGAAUUGAUUCUCAAUGAACUUGAGUCCAAACAUGCUGGGAUAUUGGCAGCUAAGCGCCAGCUAUGAUGUUACCUCGUACCAUCUGCCAGCAGCCCUUCAUUGUGAGUAAACCUCUUCUUUUUGCAUUUGCUGUCAGUGAAAAUCGCACAGUACAAAAUUUCCUUGUGUGUUAGUGUUUGACAAUAUUCACUUAUUGGGCAAGAAUAUAUGACUUGUCCCAUGUUCUUCCUCCAAAAUUACCAUCUGGCAGUCCCACCCAGAAAAAGAAAACAUUAUUUUGGAAACGGCAGUUUGGGAGAAUUAGACUCUGUGGUUUGCAGAAGGAGUGGCAGGAUCUAAAUUGCGACAUUUCACAUUAUCUGCUUCAAACCGCAUAAAAAGAAAAAAAGAGUUGUCGGCGCUUCAAAUUAUGGUAGUAUAUAAUUAGUGGGUGUAAUAAAUGUAGUAUUUCCCUACCACCUAAAAAACAUAAAAUCAAAUACUGAAAAGUAUUAAAUCCACAGUGAGCACACAAGAUAUACUUAUAUGUAGGUAUACAUGAAGAAUGGUAUCAUCUGUAAAAAAACAAAAAUAAACAUAGUGCUUUCUGUAUGUAAACAAUCAAUGCAAGUGGAAUCAAACUCACAAGUUGGGAGCCGGAUCAGGCUUUGACUACUGAUUGUAAAUUUACUGUUUGCAUACAGAAAGCACUAUGUGUCUUUGUUUUUAUUUGUUUACAGAUGAUACCAUUCUUCCUGUAUAACUUUCUGAGUUGUAUAAUUUGGAGUCAAUUGUACAGAUAAAUGUUCCAAAAUGUAUGUGUUUGUGCAGCUUAAAUAUAUUUUGUUUAACUAUUCUCGUCUGUUAGAUUGACUCUCAUCUCAUUCACUAUAAAAUCAUUCUACUUUUAAACUUGGUUAUUUGAUCAUUUACAUUUUCUCCUGCCAUUUUAAAAAAAAUGUUUUUAUUUAUAAUUCUUUAUUUUUGUUAGUGCAUAGGUUAACAACUGGCUUGCUACGCCACGAUAGCUGUAGGAAGCCUAUCUCCUGACAUUUUAAAAGGACACUGAACUGCCUAGUUUAAAAAUUUUUUAAUAAAAUCUCUAUUUAGUAGAUACACCCAUAUGAAAACCUGUAUUUAUGCAUUUUUUUUAAAUGGGUGGGAGUAUAUCUUUUUUUUUUUUUUUUUCAAAUAUGUUUUUUUAUUAAAGUAAACAGGAUAGCAUCAUACAAUACAUCCAACUGAUAGUGUCAGGUACAUACAUUGUUGCUUGAUAAUACACAGUAACAGUUUGACGUGGUCUAUUAUACAGGGAGUGCAGAAUUAUUAGGCAAAUGAGUAUUUUGACCACAUCAUCCUCUUUAUGCAUGUUGUCUUACUCCAAGCUGUAUAGGCUCGAAAGCCUACUACCAAUUAAGCAUAUUAGGUGAUGUGCAUCUCUGUAAUGAGAAGGGGUGUGGUCUAAUGACAUCAACACCCUAUAUCAGGUGUGCAUAAUUAUUAGGCAACUUCCUUUCCUUUGGCAAAAUGGGUCAAAAGAAGGACUUGACAGGCUCAGAAAAGUCAAAAAUAGUGAGAUAUCUUGCAGAGGGAUGCAGCACUCUUAAAAUUGCAAAGCUUCUGAAGCGUGAUCAUCGAACAAUCAAGCGUUUCAUUCAAAAUAGUCAACAGGGUCGCAAGAAGCGUGUGGAAAAACCAAGGCGCAAAAUAACUGCCCAUGAACUGAGAAAAGUCAAGCGUGCAGCUGCCACGAUGCCACUUGCCACCAGUUUGGCCAUAUUUCAGAGCUGCAACAUCACUGGAGUGCCCAAAAGCACAAGGUGUGCAAUACUCAGAGACAUGGCCAAGGUAAGAAAGGCUGAAAGACGACCACCACUGAACAAGACACACAAGCUGAAACGUCAAGACUGGGCCAAGAAAUAUCUCAAGACUGAUUUUUCUAAGGUUUUAUGGACUGAUGAAAUGAGAGUGAGUCUUGAUGGGCCAGAUGGAUGGGCCCGUGGCUGGAUUGGUAAAGGGCAGAGAGCUCCAGUCCGACUCAGACGCCAGCAAGGUGGAGGUGGAGUACUGGUUUGGGCUGGUAUCAUCAAAGAUGAGCUUGUGGGGCCUUUUCGGGUUGAGGAUGGAAUCAAGCUCAACUCCCAGUCCUACUGCCAGUUCCUGGAAGACACCUUCUUCAAGCAGUGGUACAGGAAGAAGUCUGCAUCCUUCAAGAAAAACAUGAUUUUCAUGCAGGACAAUGCUCCAUCACACGCGUCCAAGUACUCCACAGCGUGGCUGGCAAGAAAGGGUAUAAAAGAAGAAAAUCUAAUGACAUGGCCUCCUUGUUCACCUGAUCUGAACCCCAUUGAGAACCUGUGGUCCAUCAUCAAAUGUGAGAUUUACAAGGAGGGAAAACAGUACACCUCUCUGAACAGUGUCUGGGAGGCUGUGGUUGCUGCUGCACGCAAUGUUGAUGGUGAACAGAUCAAAACACUGACAGAAUCCAUGGAUGGCAGGCUUUUGAGUGUCCUUGCAAAGAAAGGUGGCUACAUUGGUCACUGAUUUGUUUUUGUUUUGUUUUUGAAUGUCAGAAAUGUAUAUUUGUGAAUGUUGAGAUGUUAUAUUGGUUUCACUGGUAAUAAUAAAUAAUUGAAAUGGGUAUAUAUUUGUUUUUUGUUAAGUUGCCUAAUAAUUAUGCACAGUAAUAGUCACCUGCACACACAGAUAUCCCCCUAACAUAGCUAUAACUAAAAACAAACUAAAAACUACUUCCAAAAAUAUUCAGCUUUGAUAUUAAUGAGUUUUUUGGGUUCAUUGAGAACAUGGUUGUUGUUCAAUAAUAAAAUUAAUCCUCAAAAAUACAACUUGCCUAAUAAUUCUGCACUCCCUGUAUAGUGAGUAUACAUGAUAAUGGGUACCUGCCCAUUCUUUGCUGCUCAUUGCUUUGGUAUAUUGUAUCAGCAUAGACUGUUAUAGCAUCUACUUUUACGGUAUAUAGGUAACAGGGGAGCAGGAAGGAGAUUUGGGCUGGUAGGGAGGUUGGGAAGGCGGAUGAGGAGGCUGGGGCACAGAGACCCCUAUCCCUGCCAGCUCUUGGUUUGCAGGUAAAUUAGCAUUACAUUCCAUUUAAGAGAUAUGCACAUCUACAUUUAGAUCCCAUUGUUCACCAUUAAUUUUAAUUUCCACCAUUGCAUUUAAUUGUUCCAUUUACAGUACCAUUUACAUUCACAUUUGACAGUUUAGUGGGAGCCUUCCCAUGUUUGGUUGCCUACUCUCACGGUGUGGGCCUCCAGCUUCCUCACUCACUUUCGUGCCUGUCUUCCUGGCCUUGCAUUCUGCUAGCCAUUAGUUCAUAGGAGCAAAUCACACCCACUCUACAGCGCACUGCCUCCAUGGUAGGUAUAUUCGUACUUUUCCAGUUUUGAACUAGAAGGAUCUUUCCUGCGCUAAGUAUAUUGAUUAUCACCUUUCUAUGUGGGUGCAUUGUCAGCUCAGGGGUCAUGUGCAAUAGGUAGUGUUCUGGCCGUAGUUGGAGGAGAAGACUAGUGGUGCGGAAUAUUAGGUCUCGUAUUGAUGUCCAGUAUGUCCCCAAUAACGGGCACUCCCAGAACAUGUGCAGCAUUGUUCCUACUCUCCUCCCACAAUGCCAACAUAGCUCAGUUGAAUCUUUGUAAAUACGUGAUAAUGUGGAACCAGGUACCAUCUCAUAGAGAUUUUGCAAUAUGCCUCCCAUAAUGAGAGACUCUUUGAGGCCCUUUUUGUGUUUGUCAUUGCCUCAUGCCAGCUAGACACGGGAAAUUGGUGACCCAUUUCUUCUUCCCAAUGUAACAUAUAGGUUGGUUUACCCAUGACUGACCCUCGAGGAGAGCGUUGUAGCACAUAGCCAAUGGCUUCCUCAAUUUAGGUGACAGAACCAGGGUGAUUAGUAGGGGUGGCUCCUCUGGGGCCUCUUGCAUUCCUCUCAUGUGUGGUAGUAGUAUGUUUUUUACUCUAAGGUAAAGAAACAUAUCUCUUUGAGGUAGGAGAUAUUGCUGCUGGAGGUCAGGGAAAGAUUUAACCUUGUUGUCCUCCAGAAGGUCAAGCACUUUGUGCAUGCCCCUGGUUGUCCAUCCAGUCGUGGGUAAGGCUGGAGAGAAUGCAGUCAAUGUCGCUAAUGGUGCUGCUCUUAAUAGUGAGUGAGGGGGUGGGAGUAUAUCUUAACACAUCUUGCAGAAGCUGCAGAUCUCUUGUCUACGCCCUUUACAAGCUCUUUCCUUCUAGCCCCACCUAGUCUUUCUGUGACUGUUUAAUCACACACUUCCAAAGCGGCUCAAUGAGAAGUCUGCAAGGCAGGUGCUGAGCAAUUGAUGCUUCUUGAGUUUAGCUCCACUGAACUAACAAAAUCAGGAAGAAACCAGAUCAGUUGUCUGACAGCCAGAGGGGUGUAACAAGGUUAAAUUAUGAAAUAAGUAUACAUUUAUAUUGAAAUCUGCUCUUUUGUAAAAUGGAAAAAAGAGGAUACACUGUUCACACAUAAAGCACUUCAACAAGUUAAAGUUCUUUAGGUGAUUGGAGUAUUUCUGUGAUGGUUGCAAGGGUAUCCAUCGUCUCUUUUUCUGACUGACUCCUUAUUUAAUAUUUUUGGAUGUUCUGAGGUGGAAGUAUAUUUAGAAAUACCUUUAUAAUACACAUAACAAAAAGUGUAUUCUAAAAGUAAAGUGUUGCUAAACAAACUUCCACCUCAGAACACCUCCACAAAAAGUCAACUAACAUCUUUUUAUGUACCGGUUUGAUUCAUGUGAAAUGAUUUGGAAGUGACUAAAUAUGGCUUAUUAUGUUUUCUCUAGGACUUAUUGAUCUGGGUGCAGAAACAUUCAGAGGUUGAAGCAGUAGAUUUGGUUUUAAAGCUAAAAAGUAAAUUGGUACGUAUAAAUACAAAUUAAGACCAAUGUUUUAUUUUUUGGUUGAUAUUUUCAAUUCAUCUCCUUGCUUAUUUAAUUUCAGACUUAUAAUUGUGGGGCAACAAACACACACCAUAGACUAGCUUUUAAUAUAAUGACCACAGAGAGAGAACGCAGGGAGGCUUCUAAGAUAAAUGCCUGAUCCAAAUUAACACAACAUUUCUCCACUCUGCCUACCAACGAGCACACAACUGCACACAACUUUCCCAUGCAGAUUUGAACUUUGUUUUGAAAGAAAGAAAAAAAAAAUGCAUAUUAUCCUAUCAAGCAAAAACCUUUCUACAAAGUAAACACUAGAUUUUACAGAACAUCUGCCCUUUUACACUCCCUCUUCCCCCCAGUCAGUGAUAAAUGCUGGAGAUGUAAGGUAUAGGUUGGUACCACUGAAUAUAUAUAUGGUGGAGCUGCCCCUGCAUACGACUGUUUUGGGACCAGGUUAUACAGUCCUUGCAGUCGAUCAUGAAAAUCUCCCAUAGACUAUCUCAUUCACAGACUUUGCUGGGGUGGCCAAAUUCCUUCACAGAUGGACACAAACAAAAUCUUUUGGGCGAAGCUAAUGUCCUAAUUGCCGCCUAUUGGAGACAGCUCCAGAUACCCACAUUAGAACAAUGGGUCUCCGGAAUAGAGCUGACUAGAUCCAUGAAGGAAAAAACAUAAAUACGCACAAACAUCGGCCUUACUAGGGUUUUGUAGGUACUCUGUGAUGAAUGAUCCAUAGAAGAAUUAGCCUUUUCUUCUACCACUUCCCUUUAGCCCUAGAGGCCUCUGAUUACAGGACCCUGUUUCCCGCAUUCCCCCAUACAGCUUUUCAAUAUCACGUGAUCUUAAUUGAGCUAUAGUGACCAAGCUGUUGUCCCUACUGGUCGUAUCUUUUUAUGUUUCGUUCUACACCUUUGCUAGUCCUUUUGUAAUGAGCUAUUGCUUCUCUCAUGUUGGCACUUAGUCUCGCUAGAUGCACAUUGUUUAUCUACGUGCAAUGUUUGUCUAAUGUUUCUGUACUGAGAUGUCUAUCUUUUGCUACUGUGAUUGCACUAAUGACGACUACCCCUAACAUGUAAUCUUUGCCUUAUAAAGUCCUUCAAAUAAAAAUAAAGUGGUCUGGAAUGGAUUUGAAGGUGAUGGCUGGCAAAGACAGCAGACAAGAGAAUUGCAGAUAUUAUAAGCGUUUUUUAGAUAUGUCACCCUACCUGUUUAAGUGUAUGGCCACAUGAGAGGGUUACAAAUAUACGUUUCUUACCUUGUAUCCUGCGGUGCGCUAGUCUCACUGCAGCUGCCCCGCCUCCUGGACUGAUAUAAUCAAUCUUUAUGAUGUCAACAAAUCCAAUGCUUUCCAUUGAGAAUUAUUGGGAGAUUAGUGUGCAUGUGUUGCAAAUAUUAUGCUGUGCCAGUCAAAUGCUCACUGUGAAAGCAUUUGAUUGAAUAGCAAAGACUGACUCCAUUAUUCCAACAGAAGAGCCUUUAGUGAGUGUCAGGAAGACACACCAGAGGUGUGUUAACUCCACAGUGAAAAUAUUGCAAUUUCUACAUUGCAGGGUUAAAAUGACAAUGGGGGACUGACAAUAACAGGACAGUGUCAUUGGGGUUGGGUCAUACAGGGCAAAAUGGCUAGUUUUUGGCAGCUGCCUCUCCCCCCUCUCUUUGUAUCCUGUGCACACUGCUAGCCAAUAUGUCUUGUUUUUAUGACCAUUGGAUUAAUACUAUUUCGUUUAUUAGGUGCAGGCAGAGAGAGAGCAUCUCCCAGUGAAAGCAGACACUUUGGAAAAGCUCCAGGACCAUGUAGAUACGAUCAUUCAGGAGCUUCCCGAGGAUCUGCGGGGGAUAUUACUCAAAACGAACACAUCAUGAAUGAUGACUGGGCAAACUUCAUGAAGACACAAGCAUUAACAAUGAACUAAUCAUGCUCAAAGCACAACCACUGUUCGCCGAGGAGAAGUCAACUGCCCUUGGCUAAGCAAUUUGUUUCUGGCCUUCUAGAUAGAGAAGUGAUCACACAAAGGUUCUUGUGGCUGCUUGCAUAUCUCUUCUGUAUGAGCAAGAGAAACACAGACUACAAAACCAAGCAGUUACAGGAUACAUCUGUUAUCAACUUCAUCUUGUUACAAUAUGAAGACAUUAUAUCUAACCUCAAAAGGAGGAGGCAAUAUAUGAUAAUGUUGCCUGUAUGUAGAGAAAGGGGUCUCUUUAGACCCUGCCCCUAAAUAUAUGAUCAAGUGUUAAAUAGCUUAAUAAUAGUUUAAUAACAGAGGAUGACAUUUUGGAUUCUCUUUUAGUGGUUGCAUGCAAAAAAGAACAAACCUUUUAUCCUUGUUUAAUACGGGCAUUACAUGCUUAUGGAUGCAAAACACCCAUCCCCCCAGAGCUUGCGCUCUGUCGGUUGUAACUUCAUUUAACAAUCAUGUUCAAAAGCAUACAAAGGACAUCCAAUUGUGGUUUGAAGAAUACUACUUAGUGCCUUUUAUUCUACACACGGAUCUUUUCUGAUAUUUCAUAAUUUGAACAGUUGGAUGUAAAGGCAGGAGUACUUUGUAACUCAAUAUUGGAUGAGAACACAGUUCUAUUCCUUAAGAUGCAUAACAGCAGAAAUAACCAAACUUAAUAGAUUGUCCAUUAAGGACUUCUGCACAUUCAGUAAAUCCCCUCUUAAUUGUGCAAAAUAUUUAUUUUAAUGUAUUUAACAUGUGCAGUCUCUAUUCUCCUGUUGUCCAUAUUCCAAGUAAAUGGCAUAGUUCAGCUUUUUGAGUGAAAUGCAUUUCUCACCUUUCUGGCAUUUGAACGUUUAAUUUACAUGGAUUCUGCAAGGCUGGUUCAUCCAUCCAUGGAUAUAUGCACAGACAUUUACAAAAGGUGCAUACAUCAUCAAAUUAUUACAAAAAGAUUGUGACUUUACUACUGUCCGAUGAACACUGAACCCAACUUCAUGUUCUAAAUUAUGGCCACUGGAAAUUGAUAUAAAUUGUAUUGAUUAUGUAAAUGUCAUUUUUUUUUUUUUGAUAGCCGUUUGGUUUCCUUUUGUUUGCCAGAAAGAUUUGAAAUGCAUGGAGUUAAAAUAUGUCGUGCCCCCAACUGUGGCACUAAAUUAAUUGUUUUUCCUGUUGCUCUUACGAUGUAUAUACAUAACUCUAAUUCUAGUUUUCUGCUGCACAGUUCUAAAAUCUUCCAUUUAAAAAAAAACUCUGUGCACUUACACACCUUUAAAAGUUUAUUCUAAGUGAGCUAUGCCGUGUUGAGAGCAGAGUUGCAAAAUUGAGUGCAGAGCCAAAAAGCUGGGUUCCUAAAUUUUGCAAACUUCAACAUUUGGUAUCACAACUUGCUUUGAAAAUGACUAAACCACUUAGAAUUUGCAACUGUUGUAAUUGAGUAGUUGAGUAGUCUAUGAAAGUGUAAAGCUGCAUACACUGCUGUGGGGUUAUGACAAAACUUCUGCAACCAUGGACCACCUGACAAUAGUUUAGGUAUGUAAUAUUUCUAUACAAAUUCAGACACAGCCUAAAAUUGUAUUAUUUUAAACAUCAAACAGACAAUGUUUUGAUGCGUUUGUGUUUAUUGUAUCUUUCUCAAGCCCGCUUUGAUAAAGACUCCGAAUCUAUUGAAAUGUUGACAGGUCCACUCUGUUGGAUCCAUUGUAGAAGUAAAGUUGUGCAAUCUAUAUCUUUUCUGCAAUUGAGACCUUGAGCUUCUGUCCAAAUGCUUUUUAAUAAGAUUGCCUACUGCAGGACUAUGGUCCCAUGCUUUAGAGUGCAAAACCUUACAGGGAUUUUUAACAGAUGGGGUAGCUGCUGAAAACUUAUAAAACAUUGAUCCUCCGUUGUACAACGAUGUGCAUUAGUGUUGCCUCUAGACUGCAAAUAUGUGUUUAUGCAUUUGUUGGAUUAUAAGGGAAACCAAUAAUACUACCUUGAUUUUGGGAGGAUGCCUAUAGGUACAAAGUAUAGCUUUACUUAUUCAAUUCCCAAUUGCUUAAUGCAAUUAUUUCAUGAAAUUAUGAUAUUUCUAGAAUCAUCAUUAAGAUGUGUUUAGAUACUAGAUGGUAUAUGAACUACUAACCACUCAAUGCCCAAAGAAUGUAUCGGCUUACACAACUAUACAAAAGUAUAAAGUUGUAGCACAAACUUGGUCAGGUAGGGAAUUACUUGCACGCUACUCUAGACUUGCGCAAAAAAUAGUUUAGACCAGUUCAUCUAAAUCAAAUUAUUUUUAAUACACAUCCAAAUGAAUUAUUAAUGGAAUUAGACUUCACAGGUAAAUCCUGGACAGAUUGAUUUGUUCGGAUGUGAAGUGAGAGGAAUUUAAUUUGGACAAACCGGUCCAAACUAAAUUUGCCAUGUGUAAUUUGCCCCUAAUACUUUUGUAACAAGGGAUUUCUUGUCCUUUGUGCUGAUGUGCCCGGAAUGACGUGUACUGUAUAUAGGCUUGUGCACAUGCUAUAAAAGCUCUUUGAAAACCAAGCUGCUUAUAUUCUAGCAAAUAAUCCUUAUCUCCAGUACUACAGACAAGUGUGCUUCCUAACACUUUCUUAUGUAUAAACCUGGUUGGGAGCAAUAAUGUUUUUCAAACCAUCCAAUGUCUACAAAAUUACAAGCUGCAUUGGUGGCACUCGUAUAGGGAAUAAAAUGCCAAAUGCUUGUUUGUUUGAUUUUUUUUUUUUUUUUUUAAACAAAAUAAAUAAAGAUAUUCAAAAACCCUCUUGCCCAUUAGCACUGUCCACCUUGUCUGUUGCUUCUAACAUAAAGCGACUGAUCUCUGGCAGCAAGUGAUAUCAUAGUCAUAAACAUACACAGGGACUCUAUGAGCAUUCCGGCCUAUUGUAGCUGUUCAGGUUCUAUUAGGCUAUUGGUGCAUUUGUUUUUGUUUUUUUAAGUCAUCAGUCCAGGCUCUUUCACAAAAACAAAUAAAAUGGUUCCUAGAACCCUACACACUCCACCUCAGCUGCUUACAUGAUUGUGAGGAUCUUCAAUUGCUAUAUUAUACCUUCCGAUGAGGCAGUCACAUAUCGAAUCACUGCAACUCUUCUAAUUCUAUGAAUUAAUUAGUGCAGAUUUGUGAUUUGGUCUAGCACUCUAAGCUUAACAUUGCACAUGCUAUUUGGAAAGAAAAUCAUUUGAAACAGUUUGAGAAAAGCUGGGAGAAUGUGCUCAUAGCCUAAUCGCAUCAUAGCCACUAUAAUAAGCUGUAAUGGUGCUUGGUGUUCCUUUAAACAUAUGUGCAUGUUUAUCAUAGUAGACAUUUAUGGGACCAUGAGCACUUCAGCUUUUUGUAAAUCCAAUGAGAAACCUGAAUGGCAGCAACGAUUUUUUAAUUUUUACUUUAAGUGCUUGUGAAAUGUCACGUUACGAAAAAAUAUUACGAAAUUAAUGUGUCUUGUCUCCCACAGCAAAAAGGGCAAAUUUGCACCUUUUCACAAUUUUCUAAAAAAUGUUUUUAUUUAAAAUGUUUUCUUUUUUUAUUUAUUACAGAUUUUCAAAUAAUCCAAUAACCAAAUUCUCUGGAUAUUAAAAUUCUAUUUUGAUGCAUUCUUGAAAGCCUUAGGAAUAACAAUAUAAUGUGAUCUAUUUUAUAACUAAUUCCUAUUUUAAUAUUCUUACAAUUUUUAUGCAAGUAAAUUGCUAAAAAGCUAUAAUUUUCAUAAGAAAUGUGUAUUUUAUUCAUCAUACCACUAAAACACAAAUGCUCUUUAUAAUUUUUAACAGCAAUAUAUUUGCAUUCAUCGCAGAUAUAUGUUUAAUAAAUAUAGCAAAACUGUCUGAGAGUGUCUGUCAGUGUCUGUCUGACAGCGCAUUUGUUUGAUACUGAUCUGAUAACUACAAAUAACAAAAUAAAACCUGUAGGAGACACUGUAAAAUCUCCUACAACGCAUGUUAACUUGCACUGAACAGAACUAGCCACUGCAGUUGAAAGUAUGUAUUUUUCUAAACAGAAUAAAGGCAUUGAUUGGUAAAUAACAA
Messenger RNA from Pelobates cultripes (western spadefoot toad), 46131 nucleotides. The record is from the annotation of a GenBank genome assembly. Lineage: Eukaryota; Metazoa; Chordata; Amphibia; Anura; Pelobatidae.